AUCAGCUGACAGUCAAAGCCAAUUAAUUCCCAUCUUGCAGAGAACACACUUAUGGCUUCUAUAGGCUGAGAAGCGAAUAGUAUAGGCUCCGAGUGCGACCCAGGUAAGUUUCACAUUGUCAUGAAUACUAUAUGACCCAACAUGCAAAAUUAUGUAACAUAUACAAAUGCAGAAUAAGAACAAUGUAUACCGGGCUUUAGAAUGGUCGGACUAAACGUAAAAGUGAAUAGUCAAAAUACAAGCCAAGGUCAGGGACACAGAAAAAUACAGACUGAGUAAACUAGCCUGAUAACAGACUAGUGGAAACCACGACAGGGCACUGAUAAAAAGCUAUCCAAGGUAUAAAUAUGACCUCUGACCCCAAAACGCGCAUGUGCAUGGAUGUGACGUUGCACAAAUGUUGGCGCCAUCUUGGUUGUGGACAGAGGUAACUAUUCUAUUUAUAAUGGAACCGCAGCUGCCGGCGUCCCUUAUAACGUCACACCGUCUGGGAAACGUUAUAGCAGAGGAUCGGGCGGUAACCCACCGCAACUCUGGUAAGUAAAAUUUCUUACUUUCUGCAUGACCGCACUGUUCAUGUGCAGUCACAUCAUUAGGAGAGUUGGGAGUCGUGACGCACCAUGACAAAACAGAGUGACAGCUUAUGGUGGGAUGGCACCAGAGCAUUGCUUGCACUAUAACCAUUCCAGCUCACUGUUCUAGUGCGUGUUCCCUUAAAGGUUUUCUCAAACCCUCUAUUCCUAUUGGCAUUAUUCUAUUGGUCCCCCUUACAAAAAUGCUCAACGAGCAUUUGUAAAACAUUUUUACUUACCUUAAUCCAGCGCCGGGUGAAGGUAAGCCAUGUCGAGGUCUAAUCAAAGGAUUUUCAUAGAAAAUCCUUUGAUUAGAGGAUUUGAGUGGCUCAGAGCGCAUAAUAUGCAUAUAAAAUAAAGGAACAAACAUGUACACUUGACACUGUAGUUGUAAAAGCGUUGAAAAGGUGUUUUUACUCACCUUUUUUCCAGUGCUGCGCCAGUCUCGCCGUGGCUGUUCCCGCCUCCUCCGCUGAGGUAAUCAAAUUUGACUAUCUUAGUCAAUCCAAUGCUUUCCCAUAGAAAAGCAAAUUGUGCAUGUGCAGCAUUGAAUGAAUGCAUCUCUAUGGUGAACAUUCAGCAUCAGCAGCACUGAGCCAGGAAGCACCUCUAGUGGCCAUCUGAGUGCUUUUUCAUCUGAAAAGGCAGUGUGCACAUUAAAAAUCCUAAAGAGACAGACUGUGUAGACCAGAACAUCACCAUUAAGCUGUAGUUGUUCUGGUGACUAUAGUGUCCCUUUAAGAAAUUCUCUUUUCUGAACAAAAAAAAGAAAAAAAAGAAAACGGUUUUCAAUAAGUUUCUAUUACAUUUUUUAAUCUGUGUUUUUCAUUUCAUGCAACAACAUUAAAAAACAAACAAAACAAAACCCCAAAUCCUCAGUAUUAGCAAACUGUAGCAUUUACGAUGCUCACUCUGUUCCUUUAAAAAAAUUCUCCACUUGUCUAAAACAACAAGGAAGCCAUUAAAGUGAACAUUUAUAUUUUAAUUUGUGUUCCUACAAAUAUAAUAAAAUAAUAAUAAUAAUAAUAAUAAUAAUAAUAAUAAUAUACAGGCCAAAUCCCUCGUGUUAAUAUACAACCUAACUAUUUGCGGUGCACCUCCUGCCGGUGCACAGUGUCGAUAACAGGGCGGGUCUCAGAAAUCACAAUGUUGAGCAUGACUUAAGUGGUUCAAUGGGAAACGUUACGCCUGUGGUUGUGUAAGAACGGGAGGAAAGAUGUUACAAAACUAAAAGAACCCGGUCCACGGAGUUCUGAAAAGCAGGACAAAAUGAGGUGAGUUCAGUUUUACUGGCUAUUAAAGGUUUGUUUCCUCGGAGAACCAUUAUACUGCAAAGGAAAUAGAACUUAAACCUGUUCACUCCCUCCACCCAAUCUAUCAUGGCAGCAAAACAAACGUUGAUAAACACCCUUGCAACCGGUGUUUUAAUUUCGAUUUUGGAACAAGAAACAAUAACAAAAAUAAAAAAAGUCAAAAUCCUCGAUCUGUAAAGACGGUCAGUACCCGUAUAACUGUCUGUGCAUUUGCCUAUUUAAGUUUUUCUUGGUCACAUGUUUAGUUACCCAGAAUUCUGUUUAGAAUAUUGUAAGUUUUAGGAAGCUUGGUGUCUGAUUGUUAAAUAUUCUAUGCGUUAAGCACUUUCCUGACGCUGAACUAAUCGGAUUCCUGAAUGUCUGUAAUAUUGAAACUGUAACAUGUUGUUUGUGAACAAGAUGGUGGUUUUAUGAGAGUUACCAAUUUUUUAUAUACCUGGUGGGUGAAUAGAUAUAUUUAUUGAGUGGGAGAAUAGUUGAAAUGGUUUCAAAUUUAUUAUAGAGGGGGUGUUUAUAUGGAGCACUUUCACUUAUCUCUCUAAUAUCUGCUUUUAUUUUGUAAACUAAAGUUAAUGAAAAUGUGAUAACUGCACAUGAUUCGAAUGGCAAAUUAGAUAAGAAAAAUACAAAGUAACGUUUUAUUACCUUUUUUGAAUGGGUGUCGCUUUUGGGAAAAGGCAUGAAAAAACCGAUAGCUGACUCCCAUAAAACCUGGCAAAGUCACGGCAGGCAAAGAUUUAUGGAAAAGUUUCAUAUUGAUCUUGAACGCUGAUCUUCAAAUCCAUCAUUAGAACCCCACCAACAGGCUAUUUACUAUCAUAACGACUUUGUUGUAGCACAGGUGUGGAAAUCAGGUGCUUAAAUGUUUCCAUUAGGACCCUUGAACACUGAUGUGUAUAUGCCCAAAUCCUGUUCGAAGCUUCUCAGGAGAUUUUUGAAACACCUUGCUCUAGAGCAGAAAUGUCAAACUGAAGCUUUUAUUGGACUACUGCCUGCUUUAAUUUACAGCAAGUGAUGGGAGCUGUAAUUCAGCUAACAGCAGAUGUAAGCAGGGGCAAAUUUAUACUCUAGAGAGGAUUGUCAUGUUGCAAUAAAGAGAGCCUGCAUCUUAAUUACUUUUUUUUUUUUUUUUAAAUGUAUUUAUUUAUUGCAUUGUUGUGUAGCGGUUUGAUUUGUUAAGAAAACGUAAGCAAAUAUUUUAGUUGGCACAUUAUUUUUAUUUUUUUGCACUCAUGGUGAAAUUUUUAUUUAUUUUUUUUUUUCCAAGGACUUCCUCAAUGGCAGAUAUAAAUAAAUGCAAAACAAAGAGCCCCCUGCUGUAAAUAUAUACAGAACAUUAUCACUUUAUGGAGAUAGGGAGUCUAAACCCUUUCAGAUAUCUAUAAGUCUCCACCCUUUAGGAAGAUGUGUGUGUGUGUGUGGCUAAAUAAAAAAGGUAGAAGAGGGGGCGGCCUUAAUGAUUGAUGUGAGAAGGACAUACACACAACUGGUGACCUCACUACAAGAAGGAACCAAAUGAAAGGAAGGAUUUCUCAAUAGAUCUAGAAGCUUUAUAUCUAUAAGUAAAUAAUGUAAGAAUGUAAGAGCACACCUUCCCCCUUCACCUGGUUUCCUCUGUGACCUAGUUAACUGUAUUUAAUUUUUUUCUGGCUACUUUGAUAAAUUACUGGCCAAACUAAUGAAGUAAUCAUUACAGAAUACUAUACAGCAUUUAUAAUGUUUUUAUAUGCCCUCGCCUCCUAUUUGUCUGUAUACAGUUAUUCAUUGAUGUAUUGAAGUUAGGUGGCCCAAUGUCAUGCUCACUCACAUUUCUGGCUGUGUUCCUGCUUCCAGUCUCGACUCCAGCGGUUCCAACUCCGGCCAAUGUAGCUCAGCCCUCUUUUAUGAUGCGGCUCGCGCCGACGUCAUGACGCUAAUGACGUCGUAGCGUGCGUGCCGACGCUAAUGACACCACAUUCAAACUUGUUUGUUUUGGGGGCGCACCAAUAGUGCUUUGCUUUUCAGUGUGUUCUUGUGUUUUGACCUCGGCUCUCUGACUAUUCUCUUUUCUGUAUUUUUGACCCGACUUUGGUAUCUCGCUACUGUGUUUUCUGGUUCCCUUGACUCUAAUUGUAUUCCUCGAUUCCGUGACUUCUGGCUCCCUUGACUUUGGCUUGUCCACAACCAUUCUUUAUCUAACGUUAAGUCCAGCCAUUCUAAGGCCCGGUGUACGUUUUUCUAUUACAUCCUGCGUGUUGGGUCUCUAAGGAAUCAUGACACCCAAGUAAUUAUGUUCUGUACUACAUUUUGUAAUUGAUGCGUUAUUAUUUCAACUAUUCAAAAGCCUAUCAUUUUUACAUCUCCCUUGAAACUUAGUGUGAUGUUAAAUGGUUAUAUUUUGUGGAGUUUGAAGGUCACAGAUUUUGUGGUCUGUCUGGAGUAUAGUUGGGUUCAGUGACUCAUUUUUGAGCUGCUUGUACUUCAGGUGGGAAACAUGCUGUGGGUUGGUGGCUUUUAGAUUCUACUAAAAUAUUUAAAGCUUUUCUCUUUUGUUGGCGUCUUUGGCCAAGUCGUUUACUGCAGUUGUGGAAAAUAUGCCAAUGCCAAAAUCACCAUAUUAAAGUGAUGGAGGGUAACAAUUUGUAAAAAACUGAAGCAUAACAAAAUCCUGUCUCAUUACUCACAUUUUCCAUUGGAUUGGAGUAUCCAUUAACCCCUGAAGGAUGAAACUUUAUUUAUUUUUCCCACUUAAGAACCAAAACAAUUUAGUAUUUUUGCUUUAUGUGUGUUGAACAGCAAUAUCCAUGUUUCUCAUUUAUUGCGGUUCAACACAUAUAUAGACAGUUUUUCAAAUAACAAAUAGGGCUUUAAUUUGAUCUGACACACAUACAUAACCUCAUUUAUUAUAAAAAGAUAAAAUACAAAAUGGGAGGGAAACUCCGUUUUGGUAAUAAUAAUGUGUACAUAUUUAGUAUAGCUUAAGAAAAGUAAUUCAAAAAUUAUUUGUUGUAAUUUGCAGAGUUCAUAAUAUUCCUAGGUUUUCGGUUUAUUGUUACAGUAAAAAAAAAAAUUCAACGUGGAGCGAUUUUUUUAGAAGGUAUCUUUCUUGAAAACUUAAGAAAUUCUAUAGUGUAAAGAAUACAAAGUUGUAUUUCCUAUGUUACAAAAAAAAAUCCCUUUUCUGUACUCGGCAAGUUCCAGUGCUGAUAUCCCUUAAAGUUGGACCGGCGCUUUGCCUCCUCUCGUGUCAAAUGACAGGUGGGCUAAUGCGCGUUCACGGUAUGUUCCAUUAGCACAUUAGGCCCUCACCAUAGAAAAGCAUUGAUGGAGAUUUUACUGAUGCUGGAUGUCCUUGGGUAUUGCAUGAGGAUGUCCAGCGUCAGGUGACCAAAAGUCGCCAUGCAGGCAGGAAGUGCCUCUUGCAGCUGCUGCAGGACUAAGGCGGACUGGGACACUGCACCCAGACCACUUCAAUGAGCUGGGUGCCUGUAGUGUCCUUUUCAAUAGCUGUGAAAGAAAACACAAUUGCUACACAAAAGUCUAUAUUUAUACAAGAUAGGCUAUUAUUCAGAGUAUAGUUUGAGGCAUCAACUUUAUUAAUGAACCAAUUUUAAUGAUAUUGCAUACAAUUAAUGCCUAAUGCAAGGCUCAACAAAUUCCAGUUACUAUGGUGACUAUAAAUGUUUUCCUGGCCCAUGGGUGUUUGUUAGCUUGUUUAGCACUAGCUACCUUAGGGUCUUCCUCCCCCUCCCCGAAGCAGACGGUUGUGAUCUUGUAAUCUUCAAGAUCUUCUUGCUCUGCUCCCUACUGUGCUGCUGGGAGCCAGGAUAUGACAUCACGCCAGCCUCGGCAUCACUAAAGUGCAUGAGAACGACCAAAGCAAGUAAAGAUUGAAGAUCACAGCAGCUCCACUGGAUCCCAGUGAAAGCGCCCACCUCAGCUUUCCCAGAAGUAGGGAGCUGGGUGGAUGUAAAAAAAUUUGUGAGAGAAUGUAUGUCAGUGAGUGUGUCUGUUUAGGUGACUAGCUCCUAUCUGAUUGCAUGGGAAAAGUAUUUUGAAUUACUCUUCUUCCCAAACUGUGCCUGUCUCGCUUCAGCUGGCCCUAUCUCCAUGGUUGAGAUAAUCUUGAUCAUCACAGCCAAUCCAGUGCUUUCCCAUAGGAAAGCAUUGAGAGGCUUUUGUGCAUGCGUGUCAAAAUGCCAUGCUGCACCAAUCGGCAUCCCCUCAUAGAGAUGCAUUGAAUCAAUGCAAGGACAGUGUUUACAUUGGGAAACCUGCAUGGAGAGGCCAUAGAUACCAGAACCACUACACGCUGUAGUGGUUCUGGUGCUUACAUUGUCCCUUUUAAGAAUUGUAUUUUUGUCAUGGCGGAAAAAACCCUGGCUACUACCUUUUUAAGCUGGCUCCAGAUUCAAAGAAAGUUUGUCAAGCUUUAUGGACCUUGUUUUGUGCAUGGGUAACAGUCAUGCUGAAAUAGAAAAGAGCCUCCAAACUGUUCCCACAAAGUUGGAAGCAUAGCAUUAUCCAAAAUAUCUUGGUAUGCUGAAGCAUUAAGAUUUUCCUUCACUGGAAGCAAUGGGUCUAGCGCAACCCCUGAAAAACAACCCCAUACCGUUAUCCUUCCUCCACCAAACUUUACAGUUUGGACAAUGCAGUCCCAUGAUCUGCCAAACCCCAGCUCCCCCAUGAGACUGCCAAACGGAGAAGCUUGAUUCAUCGUUCCACACAACAUGUUUCUGCUGCUCCAGAGUCAAGUGGACAUGCUUUACACCACUUGAUACGACACUUGGCAUUGUACUUGGUGAUUUGGGGCUUGAAUGCAGCUGCUCAGCCAUGGAAACCCAUCCCAUUAAGCUCAUGCCACACAGUUUAUGUGCUGAUAUUAAUGCCAGUGAAAGCUUGGCACCCUUCAGCUAUGGAAUCAGCAGAGCAUUGGUGACUGUAUCAUUGGGCAUGUUGUAUAUCAGCCUUGCCAGACAGGGCCACCUCAUGCAUAGUGCAUUGUGAAGCCAUUGCUCUUUUCUGCCCACCUUCAUCUCGGAAGGUAGAAAUCUAAUAACUGAAGUAUAAGUCGCAGAAACUCCUGCUUUGAGCAGAGUUUACAAAGAAAAUAUAAAGUUGAAUUUUUAUAUGUUGCAUGCAAACAGUGGGCUAACUCCAACUUGGAGUAUUGAUUUAUUAUAGGAAGAAUUAGGCAUCUUCCUUGAGUGCUGACCUAAAAGUAGGUCUUCUGAAUCUACACGGAUUAGUGGGGAGUUAAGACUAUCUCCCCUGACUGAUGCAUUAUGUUCAUGUCAAGGGAGCUAACAGUAGCAACAAAUAACUUCCCUGGCUGUUUGUUUGACAGCCAGGAGGGUGUUGCGUUAUUUAAUAAAAGUGCCUUAUUAAUAAUUACUCCUCAACAGUAAAGCACUCUAGCAAGCUGAAGUGCUUUAUGGAUAUGGAGUGGUCCAUUAAAUUCUAAACUCCCUUUUAAUUUCAAUUCUAACUUUAGUAAAUAACCCUGUAAAUCAAACAAUAGGUGGAGAAGAUGGAAGACCAGGAAAUGAUUAGGGUUACAUGAAGACCCAGGAAAAUUACAAUUUAUAAGAAGGGAGGACACAAUGGCGAGGGAGCAGUGAGUGUAAGCUCUCCCUGCUCAGCUCCCCGCAGUGAUGCCGGGAGCCGGAAUAUGACGUCACUCCUGCUCCAGGCAUCACUGCGGCGCGCGAGGGAGAGCUUACACUCAUCAUUCCCUCACUGCCAGUCCGCCCCCCUGCCUGCCCAGCAGUCCCACUAGACCCCAGGUAAGAAAACAACCCAGUCUGUGUGUCUGUCAGUGUGUGUGUGUCUGUGAGUGAGCCUUUUGUGUGUGUGUUUCAAGGAGUAACGGGAGGAUCCACUUUUUUAAGGUGCGGAUGGGGCCAUUGGGGGUAUGCCAGAGGCCGGACUGGGAUUUAGUAGACAUGGUGGGGGAGGGGACUAUGAUUUAGUAGAGGAGGGGGGACUGGAAUUUAGUAGACCAGGUGAGGCUGGGGUUUAGUAGAAGGGGUGAAAAUUUACGUUUGUCUUUUUGCGGCUCACAUAAACUUUGUUUAUUUUGCCCUUGCUAGCCUUUGAGUUUGACAUGCUUGGUGUAAUGGACACAGGAAAGGAUGGAGACUGGGUAGAGAGGUACUUAGCAGAAUUCAAGAGACUGACGGUUGAGGGAGGGCAGUGUAUACAGAAGGGGAAGAGAAAAAGAAUGUGGACCUAGAUGGAAUAUUGUAAGAGGGAAAGGCAUGGGCAAUGAGAGAUGGUUUAGACUAGUUUUAAACAAAACCUAGAAGAAUAUAUAAAGAGACGCUGAUGGAAAGGAAGCCAAGUGCAAACAGUGGUGAUGCUGAUAAUUAUGAUAGAUCUAAUAGAAAAACACUAAAAGAUCCAUAUUUGCCAAGUGUCUUGUAUCUGGUAGAGGUGGUUUCGGAGUGAAAUUCAAAGGAUCCAUUCAUAAUGUUAAUCUUCCUUUUGUCUCUUUAAAAAAAAAAAAAAAGUUUAAUGAAGUGGUCUGGGUGCCAGGUCCAGCUAGGGUUAACCCAUUUUUUCAUAAACAUAGCAGUUUCAGAGAAACUGCUAUGUUUAUGAAUGGGUUAAGCCUUCUCAUUGACAGCCACUAGAGGCGCUUGCGUGCUUCUCACUGUGAUUUUCACAGUUGGAGCACGCAAGCGUCCAUAGGAAAGCAUUAUGAAUGCUUUCCUAUGUGACCGGCUGCGCGCGCAGCUCUUGCCGUGCGUGCGCAUUCAGCCGACGGGGAGGAGAGAAGGAGGAUCGGAGGCAGAGAGCUCCCCGCCCGGCGCUCGAAAAAGGUAAGUUUUAACCCCUUUCCCCUUUCCAGAGCUGGGCAGGAGGGGGUCCCUGAGGGUGGGGGCACCCUCAGGGCACUAUAGUGCCAGGAAAACGAGUGUUUUCCUGGCACUAUAGUGGUCCUUUAAACAUAAAACUAAAAAGGUUCUUACUUCCCUUUUUCCAGCUCCGUUUUUUUACUCUCCUCUAACUGGGACCUCACAGAGGAGGCAUGACUUUCUCCAAUCCAAUGUUCCUUAUAGAGUACAUGCAUUUAGGUCAGUAUUUUCUCUCCUCUGUCCACCCUUCUCAUAAUCAAUACUUUCUGCACAGCCUUAUCGAGCAAGAGCAUGUGAGGAGCAGUAAAAAAUAUAUUUUUUUUUUCUUUUUCCGCCCCCUCAAUGUUGUGAGAAAAGUACUGGUACAAAUGGGACGUAUGAGGGAAUGUUGAACUGAAAUGUUUCCUAAAGCAGGGAAACCCUUGCACCAGUCUUGUCUACUUCCUUUCCAUGUCUUUUCAUUGUCACUGGCCCCUUGCUUUUCACUUCUGAAUUAUUUAUUCAAAACCGGCCCCUCAAAGUACUAGCCUAAAGGCCAUUUCCACCCCAAUACUUUUAAGGAACUCUCCAAGCACCAUACCCACAACAGCAUCAGCUGAUCGAUCUCAGCCAAUGAGCCAAAGCCCUGCAUAUGCUUUGGAACUUUCAGCUCUCACCCCACCACCACUACCUCAGUGAAAGCUGAAAGUUCCAAAGCAUAUGCAGGGCUUUAGCUCAUUGGCUGAGAUCGAUCAUCUGGCAGAGCCCAGGUAAAAAGUCAAACUGUUUAAAAAAAUAAAUUAAAAAUAAUAAUAAAAAAAUGCAAAGAGGGGUACCUGGGCACUAAUGACACCAUCACAAAUACAGUGACCCUUGAGUAGUGUUUUAAUGCAGCCUCCCAUUUGACUAGGGCAGUCCCAUAAUAGUGAAUGCCCAGAUCCUUUCAUACUUAUUGUCCCAGUUUACUGUUUGCCCGGUUGGCAUAUAGGUCCAUAUUUCAUAUGUUUGAGACUGCUGGGGAAAAGUGUUUACCCGUAUGGCACAAUCACAUGCCAUAACUUCAUAUAUAAGCCUGGCAGGUACACACAGGUGCUGGGAAGAUGUAAAUACUAUGUAUGGGAGUGUACGGCUGUGUGUGCAUCUGGUAAUAUGUAACAUGCAUUAGCCUGUCUGAAGGUAGACAUCUGAAACAACCAUAAAACGUUGUGAAAUAAAAAAUAAAUAAAAACUUCUCCAAGGGACUAAAUCGCCAGAUCUACUUGUCAGUCAUGACUAUCUACUCGUCCUGACACACAAAAUUUAAAUUUGAAAGAUUGGAGCCCCUGCUUAGAGCCUUGGAUAUUGAGAGGUUUAUUCACAAAACUCUGAAUCUUCACAAAUUUAAUAUUAUUAAAGGAUCACUAUAGGGUCAGGAACACAAACAUGUAUUCCUGACCCUAUAGUGUUAAAACCACCAUCUGGUCUCCUCAUGCCUCCGUAGGUAUAGCAAAAUCUUACUGUAUUCAAGCCUGAAGCUAUAACUCUGCAUGCUGUUUGUCUCAGAAAAACAAGCUGUCUGCUCACAUAAUCAGAAGUGGUGGCCUGAUCAGUGCUUCUCCAUGGGAUUGGCUGAGACUGACAAGGAGGCAGAUCAGGGGCAGAGCCAGCAUGAUUCAAACACAGCCCUGGCCAAUCAGCAUCUCCUCAUAGAAAUGAAUCAAUGAAUCUCUGAGGAAAGUUCAGUGUCUGCACGCAGAAGGUGGAGACACUGAAUGUUUGGAUGCAUUUUAGGCAGCCAUGACCCAGGAAGGAUCUCUAACAGCCAUCUAAGGAGUGGCAGUGUAAGACAGGGCAUACAGCAAAAAGCCUCCAGGUAGUGAUUCUACUCACCAGAACAAAUUCAAUAAGCUUUAGUUAUUUUGGUGACUAUAGUGUCCCUUUGAAUGGAAAGAAUGAGGCAAAAACAGCUGAUAUGUAAAAUAUCUCCAGCUCUCUGCUAUAGUUACAACUUUAGGCCUCAAUUUUGGAUUACCAUUUUCAAUUAUGUAAUAUAUUGAAACAUGUUAACUUUUUUUUUUUUAUAUUGAUAUGAAUUUUAAUAUUUUGAAAAAGAAAAAUUAAGUUUAUUGAAAAAUAUAUUGAGCCCUUAAUUUGCAAACAUUUUGAAUUUAUUAAAUUACCUUAGCCUCAUUCUCUGCCCUCUCAUAGCUGAAACCUCUGUCUCCAGAUUAAGAGGUCCCCCAGAGGAAGGCUUAAAUGCCAAAACGUUGGGGUUUUCAUUUCUCCUGCUCUUGGUUAGUAUACCUUUUUUAUGUAAUCAGCACUUUAUUACUAUUGAGGUAUUGGUACUAUUGAUUUGGUAUGCAUUGUUCUAUGCACUUUUUUCUGUCCGUUACUUUUAUUGUAUGUAUUAAUCAAAGUUUUUUGUUUGUUUUUUUAUGUGCAAACCUUGGCGUGCCUUGGGUUCAUUACAAUAUCUAUUAUGUAUUUAAAGAUGAUACUCGAAAAAUUAGAAUAUCGUGCAAAAGACAAUUUAUUUCAGUAAUGCAACGUAAAAUGGGGAACUAAUAUAUGAGAUAGACGCAUUACAUGCAAAGCAAAAUGGUUCAAGCUGUGAUUUGUCAUAAGUGUGAUGUCCUUUUUGAGAUUAGACAGAACCAUAUGCGAUGGGUUAAUACUUUUGGGAGCCUUAAAUGGGGAAAGAGAGUUACCGGGCGUGACAGCUGAGCCCGCAGAAUCAGGAAUAGCAGGCCGUGCAAGCACAUUGGAGGAACAGACUGCUUCUAAUUUUGCGAGUCUAUCACUUAUUAGUCCAAUAGAAGACAUCAACGAGGUCAUCAUAGCAUGAAGAGCAUACAUCUGGGUCCCACUAGGCCUUUCCCCUGCAUCCGCAUGUCGGUGUUGGUAUUGAGCAGUCUGAAUAACUCCGCUUUUCUGGCAGUAGCUGGGAAAGGAAUGCAUCUUCUAUGUGUGUCUGCUGUGAGACGUGGAAUAGUCUGAUCUAAGAGAAGAUGGACUAGUCACAUCAACUCCGUGGGCAGGGGUACAGGACCUAGUGGGGGUGCUAGGAACAGUUCUUCAGGUACUUCAGGAACUUGAGACAUACUGAGAUGAGAUAUAUAUAUAUAUAUAUAUAUAUAUAUAUAUAUAUCUAUUUGUGUGUAUACAGUUGCAAGGAAAAGUAUGUGAACCCUUUGGAAUGAUAUGGAUUUCUGCACAAAUUGGUCAUAAAAUGUGAUCUGAUCAUCAUCUAAGUCACAACAAUAGACAAUCACAGUCUGCUUAAACUAAUAACACACAAAGAAUGAAAUGUUGCCAUGUUUUUAUUGAACACACCAUGUAAACAUUCACAGUGCAGGUGGAAAAAGUAUGUGAACCCUUGGAUUUAAUAACUGGUUGAACCUCCUUUGGCAGCAAUAACUUCAACCAAACGUUUCCUGUAGUUGCAGAUCAGAUGUGCACAACGGUCAGGAGUAAUUCUUGACCAUUCCUCUUUACAGAACUGUUUCAGUUCAGCAAUAUUCUUGGGAUGUCUGGUGUGAAUCGCUUUCUUGAGGUCAUGCCACAGCAUUUCAAUCGGGUUGAGGUCAGGACUCUGACUGGACCACUUCAGAAGGCGUAUUUUCUUCUGUUUAAGCCAUUCUGUUGUUGAUUUACUUCUAUGCUUUGGGUCAUUGUCCUGUUGCAACACCAAUCUUCUGUUGAGCUUCAGCUGUUAGACAGAUGGCCUUAAGUUCUCCUGCAAAAUGUCUUGAUAAACUUGGGAAUUUUUCCUUCGAUGAUAGCAAUCUGUCCAGACCCUGACACGGCAAAGCAGCCCCAAACCAUGAUGCCCCCACCACCAUACUUCACAGUUGGGAUGAGGUUUUGAUGUUGGUGUGCUGUGCCUUUUUUUUUUUUCGCCACACCUAGUGUUGUUUGUUUCUUCCAAACAACUCAACUUUGGUUUCAUCUGUCCACAGAAUAUUUUGCCAGUACUGCUGUGGAACAUCCAGGUGUGUGUGUGUGUGUGUGUGUGUGUGUGUGUAUAUUUAUAUAUAUAUAUAUAUAUAUAUAUAUAUAUAUAUAUAUAUAUAUAUAUAUAUAUAUAUAUAUAUAUAUAUAUAUAUAUAUGUAUAUAUAUAUAUAUAUGUAUAUAUAUAUGUAUGUAUAUGUAGAAAGGCCAUUAGGCCUGAAUUUGUGGGAGGAGUAAGUCCCCUACUUAAACUCCCAGCCCCUACUCACCGCUGCCGCUCAGCUGAUUGUCCUCAUAGCAACCAGCACUUCCGGUCCAGCUUCCCGCCAGAACUGUACCUGUUUCCAGCAGUCAGACGUCCUGGUCAAUCCUCCGUCCGUUCGAGGUCCUUUCACUCGGUUUUUCCCCGGUCUAGGUACCCGACUUCCGGUCACGAGACCGGCACGUUCACGUAAGCUAGGCGAGGGAAUUAGUGUUCGCUAUUCCCUGCCGUUUGGGCCUAAAUACGUAGGGGUAGGCUCUCUCUAUCGCAUUUACACUAAUACAUGCUCUUCGUAUAAAGUUUCCGUUCGCGCCAAAACGCACGAAUGUUCGGCUCAUUUUACUAUCGUUUAAACAUAUUCGUACGGAAACUACCGAAUCUAUAUUUAAAGUAUUAAGCUCAUUAUUAUCUGUAUUCCCUUUUUCCGUUCGGUCACUCAGUACCAACCUAUUUCGUACGGUUAAUACACGAACACCAUCUUACUAAUCCAUAUUCGGCUAUAUUUCUAUUCUAACAAGCUAAAGUAUGCACAAGUUCUAAUCACACGAAUUCUACUACAUUUUUCGUAUAUUCCUUGUUCGGUCAGAUUAUUACUAAUACCUUCACAUCAGUAUGGGGUCAUACUUUCUGGUUUAACUACCAGCCUUGUUUUUCCUACCUAUGCUAACCGAUUAACGUAUUUUACUGUAAUAAACAUACUGUUUUAACCAUGGUAUAUACCUUCAUACGUGACUAAUACAAGCAAUACCAUUUUUUUAACACUCAGAUAUGUCAUUUAAACACUACUUGCCAGAAAUACCCAUUACACCAACAUCCGUACUAUUCCUUUCACAUAAAUCACGCUGUCACAUAUUUUGGCUUUUACAGAUUGCAUCAGUCUCUUGCUUUUCUGCGCUAAAGUUGUUAUUUCAAGGUCCUUUAUUACAGGAACAGGUAUUGUAUCUUAUCACUUUGAGUUAUCAGGUUUUAUCACUUACCUUCACAUGUCGCUAAAUAUGGAAAUUGUCUUUGGUUAAACCCUUAGAUCCUGUAUUAUUCUAAGCUUCCACCGAUUCUACGCAGUUAACCUGCCACGCUUAAACGUAAUCUCUGUACUUCAAAACCAAGGUAUAGUUCACUCUCUUUUCCAUACUAGACCUCACGCGGUCUCAAUUCCAUUUCUACCUUUCCUCAGGCUUACGCCCACGAUACGUUAUCUCUUUACUACUUGUCUACACAGACAUUCGGUCGUACGGCCAUCAGGCUCAGAAAACACCAAAACCUGACCCGGUACUCAGUCAUACCUUCAGGUACUUACGUCCUUACUCAAGUACAUCCAUUCGCUACCCCAAGGCCUCAUUCUGCCUUAUCACAAUAUCUAAAAUCAUCCCAUUCUUACACCUAACCUUCCAGAUCCCUCAAUGCAGGAUCUCACGUUGCGCCCCUAACAAACCUACUCCCAAUACUAAUCAUACGACAUCACGAUACGCAUAAAUACAUCAACAUCUGUCUUAAACCCUCAGGAUUCUUCCUCAAAGACAGCAUUAAGACAAGACUCUCUACACUUAUUACCAUCAGGAGGCUCCAGAUACCAUUUGUGACCAGUCAAGGUUAGUAUCCACACACCACUCCAGUCCUCUCACUUUACCCUUAAGCAUACAAUCGAACUGGCUAUAGGGCACAGGCUAAUGCCUUAGCCCACCCUAUCAGGAAAUCCGAUCCCGCGAGGCCUAUCACCCCCACCCCACCUCAACACGGAGGUACGGCCCCACGCCCAAACCAUACUUAUAAGCCUCGCAUGCCCUACUACAGGGCUCUAGUUAGGGCCUCACCUGUCACAGCCACAUGUUUUGAUUUCUCUUAUCGUCACCGAGAGGCCAACAUCCCGCCACCACGUCUGUGGCACCUACGUCAUAAGCCAAAUCAUAGGUAGAGCCUCUCACCGCCACUUGGCAUUAGCAGGGCCUCACCUAUCCAGUCAUUCAACAGUUAAGUUUUUCGCCUCGGCAUCUAGCAUUACAGUCCAGUUCUUCCAGAUACACCACCCCCCAUACCCCUCCUACUUACCUCACUCCCCCUCUAAUAUAUCUUUCACAUAAUCAUUCCUUUUUAGAAUGUCCCAAGAACCAAUUCCAACCGAAGAAUUGACAGAAGAAACACCAUUCACGCCAAUCAGACCCGUGUCUCCAGGCGAAUCACUCACUCUUUCAACCCCCACGUCCUUGAGAGCAUGGACUAUUCCCAAAAUCACGGCCGAGCUUAGGCUCAGGGGAAUCCCCUUUCCGGCCACAGCUAGAAAGGCAGAACUUUACAGGCUGCUUACCCACCAAGCCCCCGAGCCUAGGCCUGGAACUAGCUCUCAAGGACAACCCCCAAGAAACAGCACGGCCACCCAGGAUACCCUGGCAGAUAUCUUGGCCAAUCUACAGACCCUCAAUAGCAGGCUAUCUAAGGUGGAGAGCGCCAUCUCCUCCUCAGGUACUAACACCAAAGUCCCAGUCUCUACCACGGCUGUACCUGCUAUACCAACAUGCCCCCCUAUACUCCCCCCUCCAGCACCUGGCACAGCCAUCACACCAUUCGAGUCACCAGCACACUCCGUCCCAGACUCUAUCAGGAAAGAUAUCCUAGACGGGAAGGAUGUGUGUCUGGUGUCUUUACUCAUAGCCUCUCAGGAUAUACUCGAGAACAAGGCAUACAACUAUGGUGACAUUUCAGUUGUGCUCAAAACGAGGGAUCCCAGGCUCAAUAAAAAAUUGUCUUUCCCCCAGUUCGUGAUAGCUUUCGGGAUAUACCGCGAUGUCAUUUGCACGGUGUAUCCCCACAGGAGAGAAGAGCUAGAUCUCUAUCUCCACAAGGUAGUGGAUCUAGGCAUCAAGUACGGGGGCUCUUCCUUCUAUGACUACCACAAGUCAGUUUCAGCGAAGGCGGCGACCCAUCUCAAGCAGUUCAACAUUAGAAUGAACUGGGGUCAGAUGGACACAGAACUUUUCUGUCGCCACUUCGCUGGACUCAGGCCCCCGGCUUGUGCCAUUUGUAAUUCUACAUCCCACAUGGCGGACUUAUGUCCCAUCGAAUCAGAUCCCACCACCUCCACUCCCACCCCUCACCCCACGUUCUCACCUCACUCCACUUUCACCCCUCACAACAAGCCAGCGGGUGGUGUCACGAACGCACCCUACUCUAAGAGUGUGCGUGACGUAGUUGUGGUGGUGAAAGGGUUAAAGUACACUAUUUGUCUGCACUAGACUGGAAAUAAUGACAAAAUCCCCCUUUACCACCACCCACACUUAAACAUAAUAAUAUAACUAUUACUACUUUAACGCUGCCACCACCAAGACAAUUUAUAAAUGGGGUGCCUUGGUCCCCCAGGUAAAUCAAUAAUAAAACCCACCAAAUAUUACUUAGUACAAUAUUUAAGGAAUUAUAAAAAUACUAACUAGUCUCUUCAGGUAACGUGAUUCUUAACCAGACAAAGGCAAAACUUAAUAAAUGAAUGUUUAUUAUGAGCAAAAGAUAGUCACAGUGCAUAUAAAAAUAUAUGAUAAACAAAUUAUUUACACCAACAACAGAUAAAAACAAAAAGGAUAAAAUACAGAAGUCCUAAUUACUCACUUAGGUUUUCAAAGUACAACUUCUGUCCAGGGGGUCUCUGGCAAGGAAAGAUGGUGACUCACCCAAAAUUAGAUCUUGGCCCCAAGCAAGUACACCAACACCCUUCAGGAUCAUUAGAUAUAUACCCUGUGGUUUAUCAAGUCUUGCCCAGGGGUGGAGUUAAGGCAUACCUACAGAAAUAAUAACUGACCACCUCCUUUGUUCCAGACCACUGUCAAUCCAAAUGGAAACAUUUGACUCUAUCUUCUUUUUUGUACCUGCCACAGAAAUAAUAAUUGCAUCUACAAAUUUAUUAUUUUCCCAUUCCAUAGACAUGUUGCACGUCCCACCCACGAUCCAAUAGGACGGACAUCACAAUUCCUUUCCCUAGGGUCAAGUUAGGCCACUCAUGUUUGGACUUGGUUAGAAGAUGGCGCUUGUCACAUUCCAAAUAUAACAAAAAUGAGGCUUAAUUAUUAUUCUGUGGGGUAAAUAUGAAUGUUUUUGUCCUUCCUUUGGAUAUGAUACUAGAACAAAGCUAAUGGCAUUUACAUAUCAAAGAGAUUUACUCAUCACUUACAAGGUACAGGCCAAAUGGAUGAAGAGACAUUCAGACUUUUUCCAAGUGUAGAACCUCACACCUUGCAGACUUCACAUCCAUAUAGUAAAAUCCUUUUCACAUUCCUAUGCCAUUCACACUACCCCUUCUGUCAUCUGCCCUCUGUGGGGGUCCCAGCUUCAAAAGAUGUAACCCCUGUUGACCUCAGCAAUAGCAUCUCUAUAAUUUGUGCCAUUUACUACAAGAAAUCACAUUAAAAGAUGAUAUUCCAUAGUGUCAUAAUAAAUUAUACACCCUUGCCGUGACAGGUAGUCUUCGGGAUAAGCUGGGUAGGCCCAUCUCCUUUUUAGGUAAGGCGCGGGUGUGCAAUAAUUUCAACGCAGGCUCCUGCAGUUUCAGCGCCUGUAGAUUAUUGCACAUCUGCUCCAUAUGUUUCAGGGCACAUACCAAGACCAUGUGUCCAGCCAGGUUGUCACCAAACAAAUGACUAACCGACAUAAAUAUGGACAACCUGGUUUUUUAUCUAAGGUCUCACCCCAGCAGGCACUUGGUGGAUUUUCUCACCACAGGUUUCUCACAGGGGUUUCACACAGGCAUAGUAGCCAUUCCCCCAGGUACACUAGAAUGUCCUAAUCUCCAGUCAGCAUGUUUAGACCCAGUCGCUAUAGACACUCUCAUUUACUCAGAAACCACUAACGGUUUCAUGAUCGGACCCUUCACCUCUUCACCGUUUUCCUCCUGGCGCACUAACCCUAUUGGAAUUGCUAUUCACAAAUAUUCUAAUAAAAAACGUCUUAUCGAUUUAUCGGCACCGCACUCCUCUUUUGUUCCAAGCAUAAACGCACUCAUUCCAGCAGACGAAUUCUCACUUCAGUAUGUUACCAUCGACGACGCCAUACAGUCCAUCAUAUCAUCUGGUAAUCGACCCUGGCUCAGCAAAAAAGACAUCACAAACGCGUUUAAAUUACUGCCCAUACACCCCUCACUCUGGCACUUACACAGUGUUAAAUGGCGAGGGAAUUAUUACUUCUCAACACACAUAUACAUACACACGUUGCGUUGAAAUUAUUGCACACCCGCGCCUUACCUAAAAAGGAGAUGGGCCUACCCAGCUUAUCCCGAAGACCACCUGUCACGGCAAGGGUGUAUAAUUUAUUAUGACACUAUGGAAUAUCAUCUUUUAAUGUGAUUUCUUGUAGUAAAUGGCACAAAUUACAGAGAUGCUAUUGCUGAGGUCAACAGGGGUUACAUCUUUUGAAGCUGGGACCCCCACAGAGGGCAGAUGACAGAAGUGUGAAUGGCAUAGGAAUGUGAAAAGGAUUUUACUAUAUGGAUGUGAAGUCUGCAAGGUGUGAGGUUCUACACUUGGAAAAAGUCUGAAUGUCUCGUGUGUGUGUGUGUGUAUGUAUAUAUGUGUGUGUGUGUGUGUAUAUGUAUUAAGGCAAUUUGCCUGCAUUUGUGGGAGGUGCUGGUUUGCUACCCCUAGCCUACUUAAGGCACUCCCCUUGCCUGGCUCCUUACCGUUCGAGGUCAGCGUUGAAUGAGGAUCCACUUCCGGGUUCUCUCAGACGCCAUCUUGGUUUCAGUAUCCAGGAGGUUUCACCACGUUAAGCUGUGUCCAGGAAUCCUGUUCAGGCCUUUCCACCCGUCCAGCUUCUUCUGACUCCGAUCUCCAUCGUAGAUCGCGUCCCAGGGACUCCUAAACCGUAAGUCAGACCUUCCUGUCACGCCAGGACUGGUUCCCAUGGCGUACGGUACAGCACGGGUCCUCGCUUUAUGGCUUUUUCCGUGGUUAUGACACGAAUGUUUUAAGCCAUUUGCGGGCUUUUUCAUUCGUACGGUCAUUCGGCUGAACAUAUUUAAUCGUUCAAUAGUCAUUUUGCAUAUCCUAUUUCAUGUUAUUGAAACGAAUUAUCAUUCAGUUUUUUUGCCGUUCGGCAAAUUUUGACAUACGCUCAUACACGCUUUUGGUUCGCAUAAGUCAUACGGUUAAACUAUUCUAACUUCUGUGUUCCCCUGUGUGUUCACGUAUAAUCCUUUCAUGAAUUAUAUUCACCAUUUCAUGUGUAUAUAACGUUCGGUUAAAGAAUUGCUUGCUUAAAUAGAUUAUUUUGAUUACUUUUAAAUAUUGUCCGUAUUGUAUUACGUCCACAAAUCAAGUCCACUUCUCUGUAUAUACCAUUUGACUCCCACGCUUUCAGGGGUCUGCAUUACUUAUCCAUUUAUACAAAUGGACUCAGCCUAUGUUACAAGCCUCACUUCUGGGUUAUUAAUACAACACAUACAAAGGAUAUAGGUUAAUUUAAGCAAUAAUUCUCGGGUUGAUACGUCUUUUCUAUACAAAUAUAUCAUAUAGAUAUACAUCACUUUACAUCAUUUUAAAUCAUUUUGGGGUAUCCCUGCCUUUGGUUAUUCUGCUACAUAUCAUACAUAACGCUGUGCAACUUUCUGCCACCUACACCUUAAACUGUCGCACAACACCAUUAAACUUUACCUCACCGGGGUUCAGCACCACAGCCUCACCAAUUUUCCUAACCGCACUCCUUUUUUGUCAUCAUACCCCAUUAAAAAGGUCUUGAAAGGUAUAUCAAAGGUUUCACCUCCACUCGCAAGCACUAGAUUACCUAUAGACGGGCCUAUCUUCAGGUCACUUAGCAAUCUCCUUGAGACAGCCCCAUUCGAUAGCAACACCAAUACGGUGAUCAAAUCUGCUAUAUAUCUCGCUUUCUAUGGUUUUCUCAGACCUAGAGAGUUCGCCAUGGUUUGUCAAGGGGAUAUCGCGCUAAGCCUUAAAACGUCACACCUCACCAAGAUAGAGGAUCACUACCUACUUUCUAUCCCUACCACUAAAACCAACCGGUCACUACACCCUACAAUAAUUCCUCUCUUCCCUACUGAUAAUGCCUGGUGUCCGGUGAAAGUUCUAGACCACCUACGGUCAACUCUUCACGCUCACCUGGCAGACUCUCCGCUCUUAACAUUACAAGGGCACCCGCUUACCACGGCAAAAUUGAUGUUACAUGUCAGAACCCUGUUAUCUAAGCUCGGACACAACCCGGCUGCAUUCUCUGGGCACUCCUUCCGUAUAGGAGCUGCCUCAGCAGCCCCUAGCACAAACGCACCGGUCCACAUCAUCAAAAGGCUGGGGCAAUGGAAAUCCUCCAUAUAUAAUGCAUAUAUUCCGCAACCGGAGAAAGAGCUUCGCCAAGCUUUCAGGAACUUGGUCUUGUAAGAUGCAAUAAAGUGUGUAUUUUCUCGAAUUUAUCUUUUGCCCUCUUUUAUUUACAGGCCCACUCGUACGUUGGUUUCGGCACUCCACAGCCAACUUUGCUCACAGAUACUAUCCAUUACGUAUUUAAAUUCUGAGCACAAGUAGAAAGGCCAUUAGCCCUGAAUUUGUGGGAGAUGUAAGUCCCCUACUUAAACUCCCAGCCCCUACUCACCGCUGCCGCUCAACUGAUUGUCCCCACCCACCUACACCCUGUUUUAACUACAUUCUCCUUGGUGGGCCCUCUUUUAUUUACAGGCCCACUCGUACGUUGGUUUCGGCACACCACAACCAACUUUGCUCACAGAUACUAUCCAUUACUUAUUUAAAUUCCGAGCACAAAUAUAUAUAUGUGUGUGUGUGUGUGUGUAUGUAUGUAUAUAUAUAUAUAUAUAUAAUAUAUAUAUAUUGUGUGUGUGUGUGUGUGUGUGUAUAUAUAUAUAUAUACACACACACACACAUUAUGUGUGUGUGUGUGUAUAUGUAUUAAGGCAAUUUGCCUGCAUUUGUGGGAGGUGCUGGUUUGCUACCCCUAGCCUACUUAAGGCACUCCCCUUACCUGGCUCCUUACCGUUCGAGGUCAGCGUUGAAUGAGGAUCCACUUCCGGGUUCUCUCAGACGCCAUCUUGGUUUCAGUAUCCAGGAGGUUUCACCACGUUAAGCUGUGUCCAGGAAUCCUGUUCAGGCCUUUCCACCCGUCCAGCUUCUUCUGACUCCGAUCUCCAUCGUAGAUCGCGUCCCAGGGACUCCUAAACCGUAAGUCAGACCUUCCUGUCACGCCAGGACUGGUUCCCACGGCGUACGGUACAGCACGGGUCCUCGCUUUACGGCUUUUUCCGUGGUUAUGACACGAAUGUUUUAAGCCAUUUGCGGGCUUUUUCAUUCGUACGGUCAUUCGGCUGAACAUAUUUAAUCGUUCAAUAGUCAUUUUGCAUAUCCUAUUUCAUGUUAUUGAAACGAAUUAUCAUUCAGUUUUUUUGCCGUUCGGCAAAUUUUGACAUACGCUCAUACACGCUUUUGGUUCGCAUAAGUCAUACGGUUAAACUAUUCUAACUUCUGUGUUCCCCUGUGUGUUCACGUAUAAUCCUUUCAUGAAUUAUAUUCACCAUUUCACGUUCGGUUAAAGAAUUGCUUGCUUAAAUAGAUUAUUUUGAUUACUUUUAAAUAUUGUCCGUAUUGUAUUACGUCCACAAAUCAAGUCCACUUCUCUGUAUAUACCAUUUGACUCCCACGCUUUCAGGGGUCUGCAUUACUUAUCCAUUUAUACAAAUGGACUCAGCCUAUGUUACAAGCCUCACUUCUGGGUUAUUAAUACAACACAUACAAAGGAUAUAGGUUCAUUUAAGCAAUAAUUCUCGGGUUGAUACGUCUUUUCUAUACAAAUAUAUCAUAUAGAUAUACAUCACUUUACAUCAUUUUAAAUCAUUUUGGGGUAUCCCUGCCUUUGGUUAUUCUGCUACAUAUCAUACAUAACGCUGUGUUAAUUAGGCCAUGACCUCAUCCAUGUCCCUUUCUAUAAAACCAGUUACAUUUCGGUACAGAUCAUUGAACUCCCACGCCAGGAGUUUUAUAACUAUCCAUUUCAUUUCAAUUCACUCAGCCUAUAUUACAGGCCUCAUUUCUCUGUCAUGACGAUGACACAUAAGGCUUAAAUCCUUUUUAUGCAUACUCGGGUUGAAUCACACGUACUGAUCCAACCAAUCAUACGUCCCCUGCACAGUCAUAUACAUAUGUAUAUAACCUACGUUUCAUGUUUUCCUUUACACACCAUUAUCACGUAACACAUAGAUUGUUUGUACAUAGGCCACGGCCUCCCUCAGAUGUCUUAUUCAAGCAUGCAAACAUUUCUGAGCCACUCAUAGCUAUUCCCAUGGUAUCAACAUAAUUUUAUACAUUGCUGCUACAGACUAUAAGUCUGUUUCUUUUCACACUCCACACUCAUCAUACUACUCUCUUUUACCCAUUUUUAGGCUGUCAAGCUUAUAUAAUUGCUCCACACGGUUUAUUCCUGUGAUUUGUCAUACUACCAGGUACGUACACCUGCUCAUAUGGUAUUCUACCAUACAUUUCAUUUCAUCCCCCUAGUUUAGAGUACUGGCAAUAGGGUCACAGGAUUCCCAAUAGGUAUUUACCCCGUCUUGGCUGUCGCCAUCAGUUAGUGGUCCCGCGAGGCCAACACCCCGCCUCAAACGUUUCGGAGGCAAACACCCAUCGGGCCACACGUUAGCUAGCCGCCUCGCAUGUUGCAAAGAGAGGGCCUCACCUGUCACUCCCUUCCCCUGUUUUCUGUCGUACAGUCACCGAGAGGCCUAAAACUCCUGCCACUACGUCAAGUGGCCUCAAUAACCCCUCGCGCCAACGCAUAGAUAGAGCCUCUCAAGCCGCUUGGCAAUUAGCAGGGCCUCACCUGUCACCAAACAAGUAUAAUACUUUCGCCAUCCGGCCUAGCUAGCCUGCCAGUACAAUUUGGUGGUUCUAUAUACUAAUUAUUGUUUUAUUUAUAGUAUGUCUCAGGAAGGGGUAGAGGAUUUCUCCCUGCCUAGCACCCCGGCUAGAGCUGUCACUCCCACACAAGGAGAGCUAGCUAGUUCAGCAUCAAUUAGAUCAUGGACAAUCCCGCGCAUAACCACGGAAUUAAGGAGACGACAAAUCCCCUACCCCGCUACAGCAAGGAAGGCAGAACUUUUCAAACUGCUACGCACAUCAACUAAUAACAUGGAAGCCGGGGAAGGAUCUAGCCAGUCCAACCCAGGGGACAUACAUGCCAUGUUAUCCUCACUCAUGGCAUCCAUGGGCAAGGUCAACUCCAGGCUGGAGAAACUUGAGUCGGUCACCACGGCCCUCACUCUAGCAGGGCCACCCGCGGCUGCGGUACAAACACCAGCCUUGCCAUUAGUCGCUCCAGCCAGCACCCUGGAUGACCAGGAAGUUAGCCCGGCCCACAUGAUACCUGAGCAUAUCAAAAGGGAUAUCCUGGAAGGUAAAGACGUCAACCUGGCUUCCCUGUUGAUUGCCUCCCAGGACAUUGUGGAACAUAAGACGUAUGCUUAUGAUGAUGUUUCUGUUAUUGUCAGAUCUAGGGAUGCCCGCCUGAACAGGAAACUGACUAUCCCUGAAUUUGUACUAGCGUUUGGUAUUUACAGGGAUGUCAUCUGUGCGGUUUAUCCCAACAGAAGAGAGGAGUUUGAUCUCUAUAUGCACAAGCUGGUAGACCUGGGCAACAAAUAUGGUGGUUCAGCAUUCUAUGACUACCAUAGGUCUUUUUCUGCAAAAGUGGCUGGAGCCUUCUCCCAGUACGGUACACGAUCCAACUGGGGAAGGAUUGAUACCGUCUUAUUUUGCAGACACUUUGCAGGUCUAAGAACACCAGCUUGUGCAUACUGCUCCUCCACAGCCCAUACUACUAAUUUUUGUCCCAACACGGCAGACGGACAUGCCUCCACACAAGGAACUAGUUCCUCUGGGGAUCCAGGGAAACUAUCCAAAGACAAAUUGGGACGCCUAAUCAAGUUUCUGGGCAAGUCCCAGAUAUGUAAUAAUUUCAAUGUUGGGUCUUGUAAUUACAGUGGAUGUAGACUAUUGCAUGUCUGUUCAAAAUGUUUUAGGGCACAUGCAAAGACCAUGUGUCCAAAUAAAAUGUAUUCCAAGCCUUACCUUACGUCCAUUAAUAUGCCAGUAUUCACAGCAUUGAUGUCUCAGCACCCAUCUAGACACCUGGUAGAUUUUCUUAUUUCUGGUUUAACAGAAGGCUUCCACACAGGUAUCCUACACAUACCAGCUGGAACUCUGGAAUGCCCUAACCUACAAUCCGCCCAACACAACCCAACAGUGGUUGACACCCUCAUAGACCAAGAAGUGGAUGAGGGCUUUGUAUUGGGGCCUUUUAGAACUCCUCCAUUCACAGAAUGGCGCACCAACCCUAUUGGAAUUGUCACAGGGAAAUCUUCCCAAAAACAGAGACUCAUCAUUGACUUAUCGGCUCCCCACUCAUCGGCCAACCCCAGUCUUAAUUCCCUCAUACCCUCUGAGGAACUCUCUCUGCAAUACACCACCAUAGAUCACGCCAUUACAGCUAUCAUACAAGCAGGGGUUGGAGCCUGGCUCAGUAAGACCGACAUUACUAACGCCUUCAAAUUACUCCCUAUCCACCCCACACUGUGGCACCUGCAUGGCAUCAAGUGGUCCGGGAACUACUAUUUUUUCUCCCGGUUAACUUUUGGGUCCAAAAGUAGCCCAGCUAUUUUCGACACAUUUGCCGAAGCAUUAUGCUGGUUACUAUUGAACAUAGCCGGAUGCCCUACGGUAUUACAUUACUUGGAUGAUUUCCUACUGGUCGAGGAGAAUACUGCACCUCCCACUAGCCUCAAAGCUACCACUAAGCUGUUUGAGCAACUAGGUGUACCCAUCUCCCCAAAGCAAACAGAAGGGCCGGACACGGUUAUCACUUUUCUGGGUAUCCAAUUAGACUCUGCCACAAUGCAAGCAAGCCUACCAUACGAUAAGAUAGAGAAUAUUCUCACUUACAUAAACAACUACCUACAGCUCGGCACUUGCAACCGCAAAGAACUACAGUCCCUGCUGGGGUCACUAAAUUUUGCGAUGCGCAUCAUACCUCAAGGCCGCUCCUUUAUUUCACGACUAUUGCAUCUUUUCCCACUUUUUCUACAUGACACGCACAGGUUGUCCUUAGAUGCCCAAGCUACGGCAGAUCUAAACAUGUGGAAGAGAUUUUUAACCACUUGGAAUGGUAAAAGUAUGUUCCUCCCUCAAUUGACUGAAUCAUCUCCUACCAUUUGGUCAGAUGCGGCAUCUACCACUGGUUUUGCAGCAAUUUUUGGGAACGAAUGGCUUUGGGGCAGCUGGCCUUCAGCAGUUCUGGAUUUGGAAGGUUUUUCCACUACCUCAGCUCUUUUUGAGAUCUACCCCAUAGUGGCGGCUGCCGUAGCGUGGGGUCAUUUAUGGGCUAAUACGCCAGUGCGUUGUUACUCAGACAACCAGGCGACCUGUCACAUCAUCAACAAAGGUCGUUCCAAAUCUCUUACGAUUAUGAGAUUUCUGAGGAAACUCACUUGGUUGGCAGCUUGUCAUAAUUUCUUCCUAUGUUGUUUCCAUGUGCCAGGUGUAUAUAACACAGCUGCUGACAGUUUGUCUCGCUUUAAAUUUCAGGAGUUUCAUCAAGCACUCCCGUCAGCAGCACCCACAGCCACCAUCACUCCAACAUUUCAACAACUCAUACUGGACUAGACGUCAUCAUGCAGCAUAGCAGGACAUUGUCCCAGUUGGCACUUUCAAACAAUACAAACAAAACAUACAGCAGGGCUUUCACACUAUUCAAACGAUUCCUUCUGGAACAUAACAUCAUACAACCGUUUGUUAUGACAUCUUUUUUGGGGUUUGCUUCCUUUUGCCACCUUAAACUCAAAAUGUCAUACAACACCAUCAAACUCUAUCUCACUGGCAUUCAACACCACAUGCUCAUCUUACACCCAAAUAACAACAGUUUCAUGGCCUCUCACCAAAUUAAGACCAUACUCAGAGGUAUUCAAAAAUCAGAACCCACACAUUUGGCCCAGAGGCUACCCAUAGAUAACCAUAUCUUCAAAGCAUUAUCUAACCUACUCGACCUAAAACCGUUUGACACUAAUACGAAUUCUAUCAUCAAAACAGCAAUAUACAUCGCUUUCUAUGGAUUUCUACGACCCAGAGAAUUCACUACGACCUCCACGACCCAAACCAUUCCAUUCCUCCUCUAUUCCCACUUGACAAAACAUAUGGAUCAUUACUUCCUGUCUUUACCUCACUCCAAAACCAGCCAGCACAUACCUGUAAACAUUCCGUACUAUCCCACGCACAACAGAUGGUUUCCCGUCAAGGUUCUUGAUGCCUACAUACAGCACCAUCACUUACUGCCCUCGCAACCGUUAUUACAACUACAAGGUGCAGUACUCACCACUACAACCUUCAUGACCUACGUCAGGUCCUUGCUCACACAACUGGGCCUCAACGCAAACAAUUACUCAGGACACUCCUUUCGUAUAGGAGCCGCGUCCACAGCCUCCAGUGUCAACAUCCCAACUCGUUAUCAAAACACUGGGGUGCUAGAAGUCAUCCGCUUACUCACGGUACAUACCGAACCCAGUACAAGAAUUAAGGGAUGCUUUCAUAAACAUGUCUGGUUGAUAAAUGUAUAUGUAUUGGUUGUCUGUUAAUAAAUUUGAUUACUUAAUUUUUGCCCUCUUCUUUCUCAGGCCUACCUCAUCGUCGGUUUCGGCACACCACAACCGACUUGCUCCUUUUAUCAUCCUUCGCUUAUUCAUGGUAUUUCACACUGUACUAUCUUAAGCACCUAACACAAGUAUUAAGGCAAUUUGCCUGCAUUUGUGGGAGGUGCUGGUUUUCUACCCCUAGCCUACUUAAGGCACUCCCCUUGCCUGGCUCCUUACCGUUCGAGGUCAGCGUUGAAUGACCCUCCCACCACACCACUUUUAACAUUUAUUUCCUUUCUAUUUCUUUUCCUGGGUGGGCCCUCUUCUUUCUCAGGCCUACCUCAUCGUCGGUUUCGGCACACCACAACCGACUUGCUCCUUUUAUCAUCCUACGCUUAUUCAUGGUAUUUCACACUGUACUAUCUUAAGCACCUAACACAAAUAUAAAUAUAUAUAUAUGUAUAUGUAUGUAUAUGUAUAUGUGUGUGUGUGUGUAUGUUUAUAUAUAUAUAUAUAUAUAUAUAUAUAUAUAAUGUGUGUGUUAUGCAUGGGGUUAUUGCAUGUUUUGGGGUCCCUGUGAUGUGUUUUAUGAAACUGUAUUUCUCUGUCUGUGAUAAUUAGAUUACCCAUUGUGUAAGGUAAUUGUAUUACAGGCAGAGGGGAGGAUUUUGUGUGGGAGUGUCUGUGUGUAUUGUACAGAUUGAUUGGUUGUUCUGUAAAACCCUGUGGGCAGUACUAUGUUUGUGGAUUGGGAAUAAGAGGCUGUAUGUGCCAGUACAGUGAGUUCCUGUUUAACCCUCAAAGUGAAGUGUCGUCUCAUUAUUGGGGGAAGGAUUCAUUGUAUGCUGUUCCAGUUUGACUGCUAGGAGAGUAAACCUAUUCGUAUGGUUCCUAUUCAACUGUCUACAGCAUUCAUAUGCUUGGGAGAAUUUAUUUGUUUCUCCGGUUCGGUGAUUGUGGUGUCUGCCAGAGUGCUUGGAGUCCUCAGGAAGCGCUAGGAGCAUCCUUCAACGGAGGUACCCAGUCGGGGUGCCAGGUGAUCCGUUACAGUAUAUAUAUGUGUGUGUGUGUGUGUGUGUGUGUGUGUGUGUGUGUGUGUGUGUGUGUGUAUAUAUAUAUAUAUGUGUAUAUAUAUAUGUAUAUGUGUGUGUAUGUAUGUAUGUAUGUAUAUAUACAUACAUACAUACACAUACACACACAUAUAUAUAAAUAUAUAUGUGUGUGUGUAUAUAUAUAUAUGUGUAUGUGUAUAUGUGUGUGUGUGUGUGUAUAUAUAUAUAUAUAUAUAUAUACAUAUAUGUGUGUGUGUGUGUGUGUGUGUGUAUAUAUAUGUAUUUGUGUGUAUAUAUGUAUGUGUGUGUGUAUAUGUGUGUGUAUAUAAUGCAGUGUGCGUAAACUGGGUGAGGGGAUUUUAAUUUUUUUAUUGUAAUAUUUUAUUAUUUUAAUAUUUGUAUUUUUUUUUUUUAUGGUUUUUUUUUGUCCCCCCUCCCUUGUUGCCUGGCCAGGGAGGGGGGACAAAAAACAUUUAAAAAAAAAUUGCAAAUAUUAAAAUAAUAAUAUAAUAAUAAAAUAUUGUUAUUAAAAUAUAAUAUUAAAAUAAUAUUACUAUAUUAUUAUUUUAAUAUUUGCAUUAUUUUUUUUUAAAUGUUUUUUUUUUGUUCCCCCUCCCUGGCCAGGCAACAAGCUAUUUUUUUUUUAUUUUUUAAAUAAUGCAAAUAUUACAAUAAUAAUAUAAUAAUAAAAUGUUAUUAUUUUAAUAUUAUAUUAUUUUAAUAAUAUUAUUAAAAUAAUAAUAUUGAAUCCCUGGUGGUCCAGUGGCAUUGGCAGUUCAGUGGGGGGGCUGGCAGUGAGCUCUUACCUACCUUCCUGCAGCUCCUGUCAGCUCCCUCCUCCUCCGUGCAGCUCCUUUGUCAGCUCCGUUCCGUUUACAGUGUAAGUCUUGCGAGACUUACACUGUGAGCAGAACGGAGCUGACAGAGGAGCUGCACGGAGGAGGAGGGAGCUGACAGGAGCUGCAGGAAGGUAAGUAAGAGCUCACUGCCAGCCCCCAACAGGACCGCCGGGCUUGUAAUGAGCCCGGCGGUCCUGGUCUGUAUUAUGGCAAUGUAAGUUGCCAUAAUACAGACUGACUCGAGUAUAAGCCGAGUGGGGGUUUUUCAGCACAAAAAAUGUGCUGAAAAACUUGGCUUAUACUCGAGUAUAUACGGUAUGUAUGUGUGUGUGUGUGUGUGUGUGUGUGUGUGUGUGUGUGUGUGUAUAUAUAGAUGUAAAAAACAGAUACUAUUCUUAUCUUGCAAUACCUUUUUUAUUGGACUAACAGAAUUUUUUAAUGACAAGCUUUAGGGAGAACCUCCCUUUCUCAAGUCUGAAGCAUUUCUGAGCAAAACACAUAGAAUUCAAAGUUGAGUUGUGAUACAGGGGUUAAAGCGACAUGAGUGUAGAUAAGACACAGGUUUGUUAGAAAAUAGACACCAUCUUAGCAGAGGGUCAUAAAUAUCUUGUUGAAGAGCAGAGUGAGGGGGGAGAGAGGGAAAAGAAAAACAAGCAGACAGUGCACAGGAUGGUACACUUUAUACAUGCACACACACAAAUAUGUAUACGUGAACGCAUAAACACAUGUACAUAUACAUAAACGCAUAUACAUACAUGCACUACAACAAUAAAACCUACAGCAUUAAAGGUUCAUACUCCUGCACAUCCAGCAAUGUGGUAUACAUGAUUCAAUGCAUAAAAUGCCACCUAGGAUGCUACAUUGGGGAAACCACCCAGCCAUUAAAUGGCAGAAUGAAUAUGCACAGACACUCUAUUAAACACCACAAAGAAGAAUCAUACUGCACUCCUGUGGGACACCACUUUACCCAGCCUAGCCACUCACUGAAGGACCUAAAAAUCAAAGUACUGAAAGGGGUUUUUAAAAAUACCCAGGAAAGAAAAGCCUUUGAAGCCAGAAUGAUUAAAUGGUUUAACAGCAAGAAUAGAGGACUAAAUAUUGAUUUGGGAUUCCUAUCCCACUACCAACACUUUACAUGAACACUCUCCCAGCAUUAUCUUACUAUUCUGUCAUAUGUACCAACACUUUAAAAUGCAUUCCUAUAUGUUUAUUCUAUCUAUAUACAAAGUACUAUGUGUAGACCUAUGCUUUCCCAUACUCGUAUGCAUGAAUGCUUAUAUAGUGGAAAAUUUAUUCAUACUUACCGUAAUUUUCUUUUCCUGGCUAUUAUUCAUGGCAGCAUAUACACAUGGGUUAGUUCCUCCCCUGCAGCCGAUAGGACAGGAAAUCCACCAAGGUUUUAAAAGGAAGCUCCAUCCCUAAGGUCCUCAGUCAGUUUACAAGCUCUACAGUACAUAAAUAGAGACAUUAAUGGGAGGGAAGUAUAUGCUGCCAUGAAUAAUAGCCAGGAAAAGAAAAUUACGGUAAGUAUGAAUACAUUUUCCACUUUCCUGGCUAAUCAUGGCAGCAUAUACACAUGGGGAAUACCCAAGCUUACAAAGGGAGGGACAGAAUAGCCAAUCAAAUUAUCAGAAUAAUUCAACAUAGAUAGAAGAAUGAACUGAGUUAAGUACUUGAGUACCAAAUUGUGCAUCAUAGACUGUUUUAACGAACAGUAUGAAAUGCCAGACAAACGUGUCUAAAGGAGGUUCAAAUGCUAGCUUACAAAAAGUGUCAGCAGAAACCAUUGCCAUGGCAACCCAUGAUGCUGCAACAGCAUGAGAGGAGAGUGCCCUGAUACCUUCCAGCACAGGUAGAGAACGGACGUGACGUCCAAAUUGUGCCUCAUUAAUUGCUUCAAUGUCCAAUAUGUAAUGCAGGACAAACUAGUUCAAAGAGGUCAAAAUGCCAACUUUACAAAGUUUCAGCAGAGACCAUUUCCAUGGAAGCCCACGAGAUGCUGUAACAGCACUAGUGGAGAAUGCCCCAAAUCCUUUGCUACAGGUAGAGAAUGGCAUUGAAAGGCUCUCACUUUGGGCACGAUCACUGGUGCUACAUGCAAGACAAGCAUAUCCUGUUGAAAUUCAGUGAAUGGGGCUACACAGGAUCAAGCCUGGAGUUCACCCAUUUCCCUUGCUGGGGUACCAGCCACCAGCACUUUCUGUGCUACCACCAUGGAAGCUCCUUCUAGAGGUUCGAAUAAUGGUUCAGUCAGGGCCCGUGAGACCAGUGGUACAUCAUAUAUUGGCUUCACCACACUCAGUGGAGGCAUGAUUUCAAUCAAUGCCUAUAUGAAGCAAAGUGCCGCAAGUGCACACAUUCACCCUGCUGAGGUACCAGUCACCAGCAACAGCAACGUCUGGGCUAACAUCAUGGAAGCUCUUGAUAGAAGUACAGUCAGAGUCUGUGAGACCAGUGGUACGUCACGUAUUGGUUUCAACACCCUCAGCGGAGGCUUGAGUUCAAUUGUUGCUUACAUGAAGCAAAGCACCAGGGGCAUCAACGCUCAAUCGGUACCCUUCAGUACAGGUAGAGAAUGACAUGGAUAAGCAUUCACCAUAGACAGGAUCUUCAGGUGCCAAAUGCAAGACGACCAUAUCUGUUGAAAAGUAGUGAAAGGGGGUUCACAGGAUCAAGCCUGGAGUUCACCCAUUUUUCUUGCUGGGGUACCAGCCACCAGCACUUUCUGUGCUACCACCAUGGAAGCUCCUUCUAGAGGUUCGAAUAAUGGUUCAGUCAGGGCUCGUGUCACCAUUGGUACAUCACAUAUUGGCUUCACCACACUCAGUGGAGGCAUGAUUUCAAUCAAUGCCUAUAUGAAGCAAAGUGCAGCUAAGUGUUCCUCUAGAGUGUUCUAACACAGAACCUUUCAAGGCCUGAACGAAGAGUAAUUCCAACAGACAAAAGCAUAUCAAGCUUAGUAAAGCCUGUAUAGGAUUGUAAGAGGAUCUCAAUGACCGUCUCAGGGAUGCCUAUACUAAUAUGGACUCCCGCAUCAAUACCAGAACUUGAGGAUCCUGGUGUGUCAUGGGGCCUUGUAAUAGGUCUGGACGUACAGGAAUUUCCCUUGGAGGUUCCAGAAUCAUCUUAUUCAUCAUAGGAAUUAGAGUCGACACGGUCUUCCACUGUCACCUUUUACAUUGCCUUUUUAAGAAGGUCGAAAACAGGAAAAUAUGUACAUCAAACUAAAAUUCUAAAUUUGAGCCAGUGUAUCCUGAACCUGAGCAUUCUGGUCCUAGCAUGUAAAAAAUACUUCUGGACCUGGUAGUUCCAAGAAAUGGCCAUCAGACAAUCUGCAUCAACCACGAGGAUCCGUCAGGACAUGGUUGCCAAUCCACCUUGUCCACAGUUCUUCGGCUCCAGCAAACAGCCAUGGUAUUCUGAGCCACUGGUUGUUCUUCUGUGCCCUGAUCAUUAUGGGCUGGAAUUCCAUCAAUACGUAUCUGUGAGACCCAUCUUGGUAGAUAUAGGAUACAGUUGCAUUGAAAUUUGAGCAAAUUUGGACCCACUCUGAAGUGAAGAAGAGCCUAGAAAAUAACUCUUAAUUCCAUACAAAUGAAUGGAAAUAUUGUGCAACAUGGUCCAAACACUGUGCAACCAAUCUUAUAAAAACUGGACUUCGAGCUAAUAAUUGACCAAUGAGGUUCUGUUCACUGGAAACUCAGAGAUCCAAUCCCUCUUUCAGCUGCCAGGGUAAGGUGCAACUCCAAUGAUAGGGACAUAGUAAGUGGCUGGCUCUAAUAAUCUCUCUCUUGUUAGACCAAGAUAGGAAGGAUCUGUAAGGAAUCCAGAGAUGCCAUUGGGCCCCUCUGACAAGUCUGCUGGUGGAAGCCCGGAUUCCUAGUAGUUGCAUCUAUUUUCUUGCUGUUACCAAGCAGAAAUGAAGAAACUGGGAGAGAAAACCUUUACAAUCUGUGGAACUGUUCCUGAGAUAGGGAAAAGCAGAGCCUAGAAUUUUCCACUCAGGAAUGUCAAUCACUGAGCUGGUUUGAAACUGCUUUUCUUGAUAUUUAUCAAGCAGCCAAACUUUAGAAAGAACUAUAUACCUAUGAACUAUAUACCUAUGUGUGCCUGCCUUCUGAGGGUCUAAGGCUAUCACAAGUAGAUCCUACAGAUAAUGGAAGCAGGUGGAGUUCUGGACUCUCAAUAACACUAUAAGCACAUAGAAAGAUUCUUGGGUCCACAUUGAGGCCAAAUGGUAGGGCACUAACAUGGAAGUUCUCUUCUGAGCUAAUGCCGAAGAUCUCUGCAGAUUGGACUGAAAGUAAGCAUCCUUGAGAUAUAUAGAGGUAAGGAAAUUAUCCUUCCAGAUUGCUUGAGAUAUGGAUCUGAUUGACUCCAUCCUGAAGACUAACAUUCAGCCUCUUGUUGGCCCCUCUUAGGUCCAGUGUAGGCUUUCAUGUGCUUUUCCUCUUAGCACCAGAAGAGAGGUCGAAACUUGUCCCUGGAACUGCUCUUGUUCUGGGACCUAAAAAAAAUCACCUCUUCGUCCAGAAGGCUUCUUCCUUCAGUGCUUUACCUUUUGAUUCAUUGGUCUUAAUACUCCUAUUGGUAUGGAGACUCCCGUGCCCGUUACGAAAAACUCCAGUCAAUAUCAAUCUGGGCCAUGGAUAAGACUCAAGCCUCCAGAGUAUGACAAGCCCAGGUAUGUGGGAUCAGAAAAAUGAGGCUCCUAGUAAUGGAGGAGAUAUGUUCGUUGCUGAAGAGCAAAACAACUGUGUUAUAGCUCCAUUAGUUACCUCUGGAGUAUUCCAUGCAGGGCCAGUAGCUCCAUAUCUCAGACAUACUGGUCACUGGAGGUUCUCCGGUCAGACUAUGAGGAGCUGGGAUCCUUGGAACUUCCAUCCUAAGGUACCAAUAUUUUGCAGCCCUCAUUCACCUUUUCAAUGGAAUUAUCCAAAGUUUUCCCAAACAGCACCACCCCUUCAAAUAGAAUGGUGUAGAGGGCAGACUUGGAGGAUGAGUCAUCAUCCCAGAAACAGAACCAUAAUGCUUUCUUAGCUGCUAUAGAUAAAGCCAUUUGAUCCACAGAAUAUCCUAGAUACAUCUAGGGAAGUUUCUGUGAAGAAGUCAGUUGCAACCUGAAGACUUCAGACUGUCUCUUCAAUCUUGGCUUUUAAUAUCUCUCUCCAUAGUAGCCUUUAGAUCUUUAAUCACAUAUUUCAUGUUUGUAGAAACUGCAGCAGAAAUCACAGCUGGCUGGCCUCCUGCAAUGGUAGGCAUAAAAUUUUGGAUAGGUCUGCGUCCACCUAUGAUCCAUAAGUGUGCAACUUAGGUGGUGUAGUUCUGGGGUUGGAAAUAACUUCCUCCACAGGGUAAAGCCUGGCCUCUUUUCUUACCCCUAAGGCCUCUGGAACUUACUUUGUAAGCCCUGCCCGCAUGUCAUGUGGCUGCACAGUGAUAGGUCAUGCUGAAGCGACCACCUUCUGGAGGCAGUCAGUGCAUAACCGAUUCCUUCCACUGUAUUCUCCUCAUAUCCAGAUCCUGGUGAAGAAUCAGACACCUGACAAAUAAUAAUAACUAAAUCUUACCUGUGGUAAAGUAUUAAGAAAAAAUGCGCACUGUUAAAUUCUAUAAGAAACCAGCGAAACAGCUUUAAAACAGGCUGAAGACAGCACUUAUCCAUGUCUGGAGACCCUGCAAAUACUUACCAAAUAAGUAUGGUAUGUUUACUGUAAUUUUCCCUUUAUUUUAGGAACUUUCUGGCAAUUGCCCUUAUCCAAGAUGGCUGCCACAACUUGUAUUCCCACAAUGCAAGUCAUCUGUAUUAGGCCCAAUAAGGCACAAACUGCACACAUGUGGGCCUAUUCUGAGUGUGUUUGCUAUUAGAGACCAGGGAGAGGUCUCUGUCUGAAGCCAACAUGGCCCCUAAACACCCAGGGAACCGGGAAUAAAUCACUGGGACCGAGGGGAAGCAACAUAGAUAACAAAAGUGCCUGCAAGGAAGUUUAACCCCUUAAGGACCAAACUUCUGGAAUAAAAGGGAAUCAUGACAUGUCACACAUGUCAUGUGUCCUUAAGGGGUUAAAAGGAAACCAGAAGCAAAAAAUCAAUUUUAAAGGCACCACAGUCUAAAGGCCGCAAGGUAUAAAAGGUAACGGUUUCCAAAAUGUAUCACAGUUUCCAAAAUGUAUCACAGUUUCCAAAAUGUAUCACAGUUUUCAAACAAACUGCAGUCUUCAAAAGCACUGCAGUCUUCAAUGACUUGCGGUAUUACAUGCAACUUUAAAUUAAAACAGUUUUAAAUGCAACACAGCUUAAUGCUUCCUAGUAAAAGCACAACCGCAUUAUGUACCACAAUCUUAAAAAUAAGGUACAGCUGUAUAAUGCACUAGUUUAACCUCUUAAGGACACCUGACAUGUGUGACAUGUCAUGGUUCCCUUUUUAUUCCACAAGUUUGGUCCUUAAGGGGUUAAAGAUAUCAAAGCUUAAAUGCAUCACAGCAUAAAAGCACAACUGCAUAAUGUACAACAGUAAAACAGCAAAUAAAGUAAUGACGAUAAAACAACAUACAUGUCCGUAAGUAAAGGGAGCAAAUUGCUCACGUCCUAAGGGCUGUAGGACAGGAAAAAGACUGAGGACCUUAGGGAUGGAGCCUCCUUUUAAAACCUUAGGUUUUCCUGUCCUAUCGGCUGUAGGGGAGGAGCUAACCCAUGUGUAUAUGCUGCCAUGAUUAGCCAGGAGAUAUAUAUAUAUAUAUUACUGUGCAUUUAUAUUUGUGUAUAUGAGUUCAUGUGCAUGUAUGUAUAUGUACAUGUGUUUAUGCGUUCACAUAUACAUAUUUAUGUGUGUGUGUGCAUGUAUAAAGUGUACCAUCCUCUGCACUGUCUGCUUGUUUGUUUUUCUUCUCCCUCUCUCUCCCCUCACUCUGCUCUUCAGAAAGAUAUUUAUGACUCUCUGCAAAAAUGGUGUCUAUUUUUGUACAAACCUGUGUCUUAUCUACACUCAUGUCGCUUUAACCCCUGUAUCACAACUCAGCUUUGAAUUCUAUGUGUCGUCUUGCUCAGAAAUGCUUCUGACUUGAUAAAGGGCGGUCCUCCCGAAAGUUGUCAUUAAAAAAAUUCUGUUCGUCCAAUAAAAAAGGUAUUACAAGAUACAAAUUCUAUCUGUUUUUUUCUUUCUCUCUCUCUCUCUCUCUCUCUCUCUCUCUCUCUCUCUAUAUCUAUAUCUAUAUCUAUAUCUAUAUAUAUAUAUAUAUAUAUAUUUUUUUUUUUUUCUUUUUUUUUCUAAAUGCACACCUAUGUUUAGACUGUUCAGAUUAUCAAAGGCAUUAAUGAAAAUGAAAAAUAUGUGACUAAUACCAAAGGAAUGGCAAUCCAAUUUUGGGUAUCACUGAGUUAACUAGUGUAACAAUGUUGGAACUCCGAUCCUCCUGCACCAUCCUUUAAUCACCCCUCCUUGUUCACACCCAUUUCUUCCUAAACCCUCCUAUGACAUAUUACUGUGAUUCCUCUUUUUGUUUUUGCACUAGUAACUCCAGACUCUCUAACAUCAUAGAGUAAGCAACUAGUCAGGUAAGGAUGUGUCACUUUGUCCUUGUGAGAUUAGAAGAAACAAGUAUGUAACUAGCUGGAGGACAGAAGGGAGUGAGAAAGAUGAAUUAGCCUGUGACAUACAAAGUUUUAUUGGAAUUUUAAUUUUUAUUAUUUUUUUAUAAAUAGUGAGAUUUUGAAAAUUACACAACAUAAGUACUGUAGUAUUAUGAAGCUCAUGAAGAAAAAUAAAGGGAAAGAAAAGGUAGUGGGAGAAAUGAUAGGAAAGAAAACGUGCAGGGUUAAAAAUGCCAGUGUGUAUGUGUCAUGAAAUAGCAUGGUGAGGUUUGGAAUUGCUCUAGCGGUAGUUAACUGAAAAGGUGAAUUGAGGUAAAAAUUGGAGUGUUGGUACAAUGAGAGAUUAGUGCAAUGCAAAGAUGGCAAUUGUAAGAGGAUGUACACAUUUGAAGAUGUACACAUUAGAAGCUUGGAUAUUACAAAAAAUUGCUGAUUCAAGACUGGGAUGAAGAUAAAGUAUGUGCGAAGGGGCUGGCUAAAAGAUAAAUGUACAAAGAUUAAGAAUUAGGCAUGACAAGAUAAGGAAACAGCCAAACAUACUUCAGCUGCAAUUAUUUCCGUGAUUGAGAUGAGCCAGCAAGUUUUGUCUGACAAAUCAAUAAAAGUGGUGAAUUGAAACCUAAACUGCGAACAUUUGCAAGUGGUUUUCUAUUUUUAUUUAUUUAUUUAUUUUUACAAUUUUCUACUUUUUUAAAAGCCAUGUCUAGAUUUAAAGGCACCACACCUUAUAAAGUUCCUUUUAUUAGUCCGUGAUUAGAGAAUGCAGCCUAUAGAGUUAUUUAUUAAAAUGUCAUAUGUCAGACGUUUUAAAGUGAAUUCAAAUAUAUUUUUUUUCAAAUCUUAAUCCAAAAUAGCUGUUAAACAUUGCUGUCUUGUAGAAUUAUUGUUUGUCAGCUAUUUUAGCCUGAAUUUUUUUUAUUCACUUAGAAAAUUUGAGUAACUUGAGUGAAUACCCUGUCUAAAAAAAAUACCCCUCUGUUUUUUCAAGAUUCUAGUCUAGGUUAUAAUCGACCGUUACAGCUCUUCUGAUUUUUGCAGUUUUAGUCUACCACCUGUGCAAGUACUAUAUAACAAGUUAAGAAAAUUUUGUCUGCACUAUGCCAUGUUUAUUUAAAUUAUUUUUAUAAUAUAUUAUUAUUAUAGUUGUCAACUAUUUAUUUUUGCAAUCCCAUAAAUAUGCAGGAUAGUCAAUCAGUAUUUAUGGGAAUGUGUCAGAUGUUGUUGUCCAUUUUGUUUUUGCCUUUUUUCUAGUGGGUUGGGGAACGUGCAUCUUUAUUACCAAAACAUUAACAUUUAUGUGCUUUAUGCUUAACGAUGUGAAGCUGUGCUCGUUCUAACAAUGAUGAAUACAGCAAUUGUAAAAUUAUUUCUUACUUGGACAGAAUUCUAUGUGUCCUUAUGAUGAGCGUGUUGACACUGAACGUGAAGACCGUUGAUUAUCAAAUGUCUUUAUGAAGAAUCACCUCUAAAAAAGUGUCAGCCUGACAGCCCCCAGAGGUGACGCUUCAGACAAAGAUAAUUAUUUCUAUUCAUCAUGAAAGGACAAUGUCUUACAUUGUCAAAACAAGACCUUGUUUAUGCAAUAAAAACCAUGUCAUAAAAUAAGGUUCAACGUGAUUUUAAAAAUUGGAUUUGUUUUUUAAAAAUAAAUCUUUGAUUUUAAUCAGUUUUCUUAUAUGGUAAAGAAUGUAGAAUGCAUUAAGUUUACUGCCAAAGAUGGGGAAUUACUGUUAUUUAUGCCCUUAAAAUGUAGUUCCAGGUGCCAGGCAGGCAUUAAAUUUUUUUUUUUAAUACUUAUUUUAUUUGCGCAGAGAUAAACAACUAAGUGGUUCAAUUAAGUGGUCUGGGUGCCAGGUCCAUCUAGGAUUAACCCUGCCUGCUGUGAACAUAGCACUUUCAAAGAAACUGUUAUGUUUACAUAUGGGUUAAUCCAGCCUUUAGUGGCUGUCUCAUUGUGAGGCGCUUCCUAUGUGCCAGCGUCCAUAGGAAAGCAUUGAGAAUGCUUUCCUAUGGACUGACUGAAUGCGUGUGCGGGUCUUGCCACACAUGCGCAUUCAGCCGAUGACGUCCAAAGGAGGAGGAGAGUCCCCCGGUGCUGGAGAAAGGUAAGUGUUUAACCCCCUUCCUCCAACUACAGCCCGGCGGGAGGGGGGCCAUGAGGGUGGGGGCACCCCCAGGGCACUAUAGUGCCAGGAAAACGAGUUUGUUUUCCUGGCACUAUAGUGGUCCUUUAAACAUGCAGACUAGCACUGCCAUAUCAGCUGGUGCACACCAAUUUUUAAACAUAUGAUUACAGUAGUAUGACAUCAACAUUGCACUUUUUGUGUAUUAUGGAAGGAAACCGGAUUAACUUGUAUGCCCACAUGUCACAGCGAUAAACUGUAAAUACUGCUCGGUGUGAUGGGAAGCAUAUCGGUGUGAGGCUUUCGGAUGAUAAGAACCACUGGGUCACAUUAUUAAAGGACCACUAUAGGCACCCAGACCACAUCAGCUUAAUGAAGUGGUCUGGGUGCCAGGACCAUCUUGCUGUAAACAUAGCAGUUUCAGAGAAACUGCUAUGUUUACAUUAGGGUUAAGCAUUGAGAAAUGCUUUCCUAUGGACUGACUGCGUGCGGCUCUUGCCGUGCAUGCGCAUUCAGCCGAUGAGUCGGAAGAGGGAGGAGAGUUCCCCGGCGCUGGAGAAAGGUAAGUGUUUAACCCCUUCCUACCCCUAGAGCCCGGCGGGAGUGGGACCUUGAGGGUGGGCGGGACCUAUUAACCCUAUAGUGCCAGGAAAACGAGUUUGUUUUCCUGGCACUAUAGUGGUCCUUUAAGUAAACACAAACAACUAACCAAGCUUAGACUAACCCCUGUGGAAGAUUGAGACUUGCAAGGGCAAAUUUAAAACAAAAGGGCACAAUGCAAGGUGAAAUAAUAGUAGCUUAUGAAGUUGUAUGGAAGCAUGUUGUGCCAGAGGAUUAUACUGGUUAUGAAUAAUGAGAAAGUAAAUGAGCUUCUAGCCAUGCUUAUAAAUACACAAAUAGGAGAGAAACUGAUAAUUAAUCUAAUUAACCAAGCUGAUCAGGUCUAUAUAGGUAACGAGGGUUACUGUAAGCCUCAUUGCUGCAACUGCUUAUAGGCAAGAUGCCAUAUGUGUGCUAUAGAGCUACCCUUGAGAGUGAGCAAUCUGCUAGCCGAUACCCUGGUCUGGGAUGCAUAAGACAGGUAAACAUAUAGUCCGGGGGGUGAUGACACCUUGGGUGUGAUGUGAGGCCCUUCUCCUGCCCCAGGCCAGAUUCAAGACCAACAUAGUUGUGCCACUGGCUUGGGAGUCCAAAGAGACCAAGUCCAGCCCCAGAGAGGGGAAACAGAAGGCUUUGAUGUUGCUGUAUCGCUGGUGGCGGUAGGACCUCUGCCUAUGUCGGUGAUGUCGCGGGGUCUUGCCCCUUUUGGCUCUUGGCCUGAAUGGGCUGAUAAUUGUAGCUGGUUUAGCUGGGGUAACUUGUUUGCCUGCAUAAUUCUCCCCCAUCAGCCGGGCCCUUGCUCUCCCGAACCUCCAUCUAACGAGGAGAUGACGUGGCCGUCUGACGUGCCUCCAAGGCAGCCCAGAAAUUAUCUGUGAGCUCCUCCAGUUGCUGCCAUGUUUGCUCCGUUAAACUGUGUGGCUUUCUCUCAUGCUCACACGGGGUAAGUAUAGUCGCCAACUAGUGCAGCUGUGGCUUGUACUGGGCUAGUGCAGGCAGAGAAAAGUUUGCCGCUAUGAGUUGCCAGCUAGUGGAGACCAGGAUAGCCCUGGAAACAGGACCCAAACCGCUGCUGCGUCUUCUUGCUAUCGAACAGGGAUGUCAGCCAUCACUUCCACUCAGGUCUCGCUAGGCCAUAAUGUUACUUGGUCUGUUCUCCGGUCCUCCAGGGCACACUGUUGCGCCGGUAAGUAUCUGUUAGCUUUUCUGCAUCUCGAAGCUGAUAAAUCCAUGGUGAGCUUAUUUAUAGUCUAAUUAAUGGAAAUUCCGUAGGGAGCUCACCAGCCGCAUGUCUACUGAAUACGGCGGUCAUGCAGUUUUUGGGAGGGACAGGGAGUGUGUGGCAUAUACCACCAGCAGGUACAAAACACAGUAAUUGCUCCCUCAUGGGAUUCCUAGCAUGCUCUGAUUCACUGAGUGGCAGGACAGCAUGGGACCAAAUGCUCACUUACUAGACCACCAGCUACCAAGGCAUUUAAACUAGCAAAUGUUCAUAGAUAUUAUUUUGUAUGUAAAGGUUGUAAUUUGCGUGUCAAGCUUUUAGAAAGCCUUUAGAUGGCUAACAAAUUUUAUAGUUGUAUAUCUAUUGAUGAGCCAUAGGUGAAACGCACGUCAUGGGUAUUGACAGACACACCGUUGGAAGCUACCUAACUCCACAUGUAACUACUGGCAAUCUAACUUAAACUUUGCAACUAUUUGAGUUGACAAUAAUCAUCACGUUUUCAGAGUACAUUCUGGCACACGGAAAUUGACCACGAAUGUUCUUUCCACUACCGUAAUUCCUGUUGCAAUUAUUUUUAAGCGAUAACCAAAUACUUAAAGGGACUCUCCAACAAUCCGUUUUCCUGGCACUGCAGGUCCCCUCUCCCUCCCACCACCCAUCCUCGGUUGCUGAAGGGGUGAAAACCCCUUCAGUGACUUACCUGAGACCCCCUCCAAUGUCCCUCGGCGGUGGUUUUGGGUCGCCGCCGCUCCUCCCCUUCCUCACGUCAGCCGGCAGGGGAGACUGAUCCCUCCCGCCGGCUGAGGAGACCUAAUGCGCAUGUGCGUUAAUGCCGCGCAUGCGCAUUAGAGCUCUCCAUAGGAAAGCAUUGAAAAUGCUUUUCAAUGCUUUCUUAUGGGGAAUUGAGUGACGCCUCAGAAAACCUGUGCUAUGAAGCAGGAAGUGGCCUCUAGUCGCUGUUUAGUAGACAGCCACUAGGGGAGGACUUAACCCUGCAAGAUAAUUAUUGCAGUUUAUGAAAACUGCAAUAAUUACAGUUGCAGGGUUAAGGGUAGUGGGAGUUGGUACCCAGACCACUUCAAUGGGCAGAAGUGGUCUGGGUGCCUGAAGUGUCCCUUUAAGUUGGGGGUUGGUGGGACCUAGCCGAGACUACCCAGAGACAGGCAUUUGUUUAGGGGUGCCCUCGAGGGCACAGAUUAGCAACUGUGAGCAUUAUCAACAUAUUUACUUUAUUGAUUUAAGUGUGAGACUUUAAACAAUAAUAGUUUUCUUGACACUGAAACUGUUCUCAUUUACAAUAUUGGCUUUAGUGUUACUAAUUCAGUAAUUUAAAGAGUCAUACUAUAACAGACACAAUUUAUCAACCGACAUUGUAUCAAAAUAAUAGCUGGCACACUUGGAAACUGGAUCCCUUCCAAAUGCCUAUUAUAUUUUGUUUCCCGUGGCUCUAGAGUGUUACUGAAUGUUUUAUAGUGUUGCUUCAUUUAAUCCUUUCAGUCACUGUCAGACUUAAUCAAUACCAUAAUAUCAAAUCCUGACUGAUUGAGAGACAGCCUUACCAGCGAGGUACUGAGUUCAUGGAAUUGCUGUUCCAUUUAAACUCUCUUUAGUUCUGCGUGAUUUGAUUCAAAACCAUAUCGUAAAAUUAAGGCAGACUAAAAAGUAUACUCACUCGCACUGUUUCGAUACCAAGGCUCCACAGCAAAGCACAGAGAGUGUGAUAAACUCACCUGCUCAGUAUCCAAGCCUGAUAGAUGUUGUGACAGACACGGAGGGUUUUGCAACAUCGAUAUAGUUAACUUUGGUUUUUCCAGAUUUGAUUAUUACCAUAUAAUCAAAGUUAGGCAGACUAAGAGAUUAAUUUACCCGCUCAGUAACUAUGCUGACUCUGCUCUAAGACGAAGUCUAAUAUAAUCGUAGUUCAGUAGUUUCCACUAAUUUCCAGUAGGUGGAGUCUCUGACUAAGAUGUAAUCUAUUUUUAAUGUUAAAUCGGUGGAAUAAUUCAUGACAACUCACUGGUGUAGUAGGAAUUUCUUUUAUCAAUUUAUAUAAUAAAGGUUAUGUUUUAUACUAAUUUAAAUAAUAAACCUUUUUUGGUUUAUAUUUCCACUCUUUUGGGACCAUCUGGAAUCUGUUCCCUUUCCCUCCCUACACUCCUGUGUUAAAAAUCUUCCUUUUAUAUAUAUUUAUUGCAGCAUUUUUAUUUGUGUUGGUAGGCAUAAAUAGUCUCACCCAUGUAAAACAUAAACUCCUUUUUCAGGAUUGUUUUUUAGAAUUCUAACAUUCUUUGAAAGCUAUAGGAACGCAAUAUGGCUUAUAUAUGCAGAUACUGUGUGUUCUGUGGUUUGUCCCCCCCACUUUCAAACACAUUACCAUGCACAGCCAGCAAACCUGACGUCAUGAUGGACAAGUAGAGUGGGCUGCUGCUUUAGUCAUUUGGACAAUUGGAUUUUUGAAAACAGUCCAAACAAUCCACAAACUUCAUGUACGUACACACGCAUAACACACAGACACAGCCAGCAUUCAUUACACACUACAUACAGUCAGCAAACAUCACACACCCAUUGCACAUAGCCAGCAAACCACAUCCACCGGGAUGCAUACAUAAUUAUUGGACUAUAUAAUAUUGCUAUUAAAUGUGAUUUGUGUUGUCUGACACAUUUGGAAGGAAUUGUGAGUCCACAGUAUUGGGUCAGAAGCAGGAAGUGUGACUUAUAUAUGACAUUUAUAAAUUGUAACAAAUUCAUAGACUCAAUAAUUAUUUCUGUGGCAAGCACAAAGCAGAAAAUAAUAGCAGUUUUGUCAUUUGUCUCAAACCCUAUGGAAACGACAUUUACAGCUCCUAUAGGCAGUGGCGUACUAAGGGAGGGGGAGGCGGGGGCGGUCUGCCACUCACUAGGGGGGUGUCCAGGGCACACUUUCACAGGGGCUGCAUUUCGUGAGAACAGAGGACCCUGCUGCUGGAUGGGAAACUAGCAUGGAGAGUUCUGGGCCCCUCUUUACUGCCCAUCUAUGCUGUGCCACCGGACCACCAGGAAAUGUAGUGUGUGUCCCCUCCCUCGACACAGAUAAGAAUGGAGGGGGAGGACCCAGGUAAGAAUAGAGGAGGACGGGACGGACAGGUGUCAGGAAAGAACAAUACACACUGCUCACCUUCCCAGCACUUAUUCCACACAACACCCACACUGCAUCUGCAUACACUACACACAUACAAUACACAUAAGCUACAUACACUAUACCAGGGGUAGGCAACCUUUUAGCAGCACUGUGCCGAAAUAAGAUUGUGAUGUCCCGUAGCGUGCCGGUCCUAUUUGUUUUAAAUUGAAGUGUGCAUGUUGCUGUAUUCUGCUUGUGUUAUUUAUACUGCAGUUGCUUUGUAUGGUUGUAUUUGUGCGUAUAUGAGCUAUUAUAUUGUAUAUGUUCUUGAGUAGUUUGUGGUAUUGUGUACCUAUCAAUGUCAGCUGUGUAUGGGGGCUACUUGUGGAAUUGUGUGUGUGUGUGUGUAUGGAUAUAUCAAAAUGUGUGUUUCGUAGUGUGUAUGUGUGGGGCUGUUUGGGGUAUUGCAUGUCAGAAACUGCAUGUGGGGUUGUGUGCAUGUAUAUCGAUGGUCAGUGGUGUUGAGUUGCUGUGUGGGCUGCUAUUAUUUGUAUAAGGGGAAGGUUAUUCCGCAGCUCUGUGUAUAUCUAGCAGUGUGUGUGGCUUCCAUAUACAUGUCAAGGGCAGGAGCUGCGAUGGCUGCCGAGGGCUGCUCUACUAUAGUGUGGAUUCCCAUUCACAAGUGCUGGGAGCAAUUGAUCUGAGAACCCUUCUUCUACAUGCUGCAAUGCAUAAAUUGAGGAUUGUCCUUCACCACCUUUCGUAUUGGCAGAUAUCUGAAGUUUCACUGGGACUCCUGAUAGGCCAGAGCCUGUUUGGCUCUAGCAGCUUUGAGUGCCGUGCAAAAGCACCUCGAGUGCCGUGCAUGGCACACGUGCCAUAGGUUGCCUACCCCUGCACUAUACACACAAGCUGCAUUCACUAUACAUACACUAUACACACACUGCAUACACUAUACACUACACACAUACAAUACACACAAGCUGCAUAUACUAUACACAUAAGCUGCAUUCACUAUACACAGUGCAUACACUGCAUACACUAUACAAUACAUACAUACAAUACACACAAGCUGCAUACACUAUGCACACACAGCAUCCACUAUACAAGCGCACACUCUGCAUCCGCUACGCAAACACACUGCAUUCACUGUACAAACACACACUUAUACAUGUGUAUCUGUUUGUGUGUCUGUUUUGGUGUGUCUGUGUAUCUGUAUGUAUGUGUCUAUCCGUAUGUGUGCCUAUUUGUCUGUAUCUGUUUGACGGUGUUCCUAUGUAACUGCAUGUGUGUACCUGUAUCUGUGUAUCUGUAUGUGUACCAGUGUGUUUGAGUAUAUGUGCAUACAUCUCAGCAGUUCGCCUACACUACACACAACUACAACCCUGCAUCUAAAUGUCAACACUACAUAAAAAGACACCACCAUAUUCAAAAACCACACUACAGAAAAAUUCGCACCUGCAUUCAAAUGACAAUACGUGCAAACACACCAAUAGAUUCAAUCACACAUACUCCAUACAAAAACAUGCUUACAUUAAAAAUAUACGAACACUGCUUAGUGCUAAAUACAUAAAAAAAAAUUGCAGGUGUUUUUUACAUUUUAAAGUUGGCGGUGGGGGGGAAGGGGAGAAGUGGUGCCAAAUAUAGGAUCCGCCCCGGGUGCCAAAUGCUCCAGGUACGGCCCUGCCUAUAGGUACACCUCUCCUCCGCCUAGGGCACCUCCAGACCAGCUUUAAAACUGGAAGAAGAUUGCAGCAGAUAUUAAUCUGAUCUCAUGCAAAAGUGUGCUUACAAGGGGGAAGGUCUAAUUCUGAGAAAGUCACCAUAUUUCCUUGCUGGAGCCCCUUGGACAGAAGAUAUUAUUUCUGUAAUGUCUACCAUAACUGGUUGAAAAUAAAAAGGAGAAAUUAACAGAAAAAUAAUUAACCAUUGUGUAAUCAUUUGUUUGUCAUCUGUUUGUUGUAUGGACUGUGACUUGCUUGUUCAAAAUAAAUAUUCCUUUAUUAAAUUCUGCUUUUGUUCUGUAAAAAAUGACGUAACCCGAUUAAGGCACGUUAACAGUCAUUUUGUAUUGCACAGAUAACGUGCUAAAUCAUAUUUUGUGGGUUGUUAUUCUAAUUUGCUUGGGGGACCAAAGCUUUCCAUUUAUUCCACUGCGCUGCUCACCUUUCUGUCUCCUAGAACCUCGUUGAGGCAUGGCUUCCUCGCUAUGGUCCUCAUGGAGGAGCAUUAGGGACCAGAUAUGCACACGCUCGAAGCAGGGCCGGACUGGCCCACCGGGAUACCGGGAAAUUUCCCGGUGGGCCGCGGCAUCUGGGGGCUGCGCUGCACAUGUGUGUCACCGGGUGGCCGGUCCGGUGGCACACACUCUGAGGGGGCCGGUGGGCUGGCGGCUGCAUUCCACUCUGGAGCCGCCGGGCCGGGUGGCAGCCUGACCGGUCCGGCGGCCCUCCUCCUGUCACUAAUGGCUGAGGAGUGAGGGAGGAGCAUGUCUCUGUACCAUGCUCCCUCGUGGUUCCUGUUCUGGGGAUUGUGGGAGCCGCGAGGGAGCAUGGUACAGAGACAUGCUCCUCCCUCACUCCUCAGCCAUCAGUGACAGGAGGAGGGCCGCCGGACCGGUCAGGCUGCCACCCGGCCCGGCGGCUCCAGAGUGGAAUGCAGCCGGCCCCCUGACUCUCUCAGGUAAAUGGGAGGGGGAAGAUGGGGAAUAAAGAGACACAAGGGAGGGGGGAUAUAAAAUAGAGGGGGAAAGAGACAAAGGGGAGAGAAAUGUGGGGGAGAGACAGGGAAAGGGUGGGAGAAAGAGACGGGGAAAGGAUAGAGACACACAAGGGGAGGGGGAGAAAGAGACAGGGGGAAAGGAUAGAGACACACAAGGGGAGGGGGAGAAAGAGACAGGGGGAAAGGAUAGAGACACACAAGGGAGGGGGAGAAAGAGACAGGGGGAAAGGAUAGAGAUACACAAGGGGAGGGGGAGAAAGAGACAGAGGGGGAAAGGAGAGAGACACACAAGGGGAGGGGGAGAAAGAGGCAGAGGGGGAAAGGAAAGAGAUGCACAAGGGGAGGGGGAGAAAGAGGCAGAGGGGGAAAGGAGAGAGACACACAAGGGGCGGGGGAGAAAGAGGCAGAGGGGGAAAGGAGAGAGACGCAUAAGGGGAGGGGGAGAAAGAGGCAGAGGGGGAAAGGAGAGAGACGCACAAAGGGAGGGGGAGAAAGAGGCAGAGGGGGAAAGGAGAGAGACGCGACAAGGGUUGUGGGAGAAAAGAGGCAGGGGAAAGGAGAGAGACGCACAAGGGUUCUGGGAGAGAGAGGCAGAGGGGGGAAGGCAGAGACGCCAAGGAGGGGGAGAAAGAGGCAGAGGGGAAGGAGAGAGACUAAUAAGGAGGGGGGAGAAAGAGGCAGAGGGGGAAAGGAGAGAGACGCACAAGGGGAGGGGGAGAAAGAGGCAGAGGGGGAAAUGAGAGAGACGCACAAGGGGAGGGGGAGAAAGAGGCAGAGGGGGAAAGGAGAGAGACGCACAAGGGGAGGGGGAGAAAGAGGCAGAGGGGGAAAGGAGAGAGACGCACAAGGCAACAGGGCAAUUCCCCCCCCACGAGGCUCUCCCCUGCCAGCCAAUCUCCCUCCCCGUUCCACAGGCACCGUGCGGCACACAGUGCCCCCCAUACACACACUGCCCCCACACACACCAUACAUAUUCACACACUGCCUCCCAUACACACAUUGCCCCACACACCCUACACAUUCACACACUACACCCCCCUCACACACAUACACUGACCCUUUCACACACACUGCACCCCUCACACAUUGCACCACUGCUCCUAUACCCUACUACAGCCCCAUAUCCCAGCAGACCCCAUAUAAGUUGUCAAACUGUUCUUAAACGGUUUGACUACUUACUCUGGGAGGGGGUCCCGGCACUCCUGGCACCAUAACCACUACAGAGAGCAGUAGUGGUUAUUGUGCAUGGAUUAUUUCUUUAAAUAAUCUACAAGUGCCCCUCCCGGGAUCAGGCUCUGGAUCCACCACUGGUAUAUGACAUGUAUAUUAAUGUGUAUUAGUUUUAUUUAUUUAUAUAUAUAUAUAAUAUAUAUAUAUAUAUAUAUAUAUAUAUGUGUGUAUGCCUAUUAUAUUUACACAUAUAUUAAUGUACAUUUAUAUACGCAUAAUACACAGAUAAAUGUCAUUAAUAUGUACCAUUUGUAAUGAGCAGAUAUUGUCUGUCUUGUUGCUAGAUGCAGACUCCAUCACAAUAACAUAUUUAAAGUGAAGAGCGCACCCACAGAACUUCAAAAUAAACAAGAUAACUUCAUUUUUUUACAGUUGUGCCCUACGUACAUUCACCAUUUCAGUCCCAUUACCAAGCUUUCCUUAAUAUGUCAAGGUAGUUGGACUGAAACAUUGAUUACAUGCAAAGGCACGUCUGCUUAAAAUAAAUCUGCACUUUUGUUUAUUUUGAAGCCCAUGAGUGCGCUUUUUACGUUGAAGUACUUUUUAAUUUUAAGUUCUCUUUUCUAAGUCUGUAUCUGCACACUAUGCUGGCGCGACGCAUUAUGGGGCUGGUAAAUAUUUUUUUUCCAGGGCUGCUUUUAAUUCCCAGUCCGGCCCUGGCUCGAAGAUUUCCCCAUAAGUAAGCAUUGGGUCUUUAACGCCUAAGUUAUGCACAUCACAGACCCUAAAUAAAACGAGCAGGAAAUGCAUACUCAAAAAUACAAGGACUCCUUUAUUCCAAAUGUUAAAUUCACAGGUAGAACAAGGGUGAAUGUUCAAUAAAAGUGUUGUAGAACUUAUAAAUAACAACAUAAUAAUAUCUUGUAUCAGACAUUUAAUCAUUGAGAAAUUGCUUAAGGACAGAAAAAGCUGUCCAGUUGAUGUUUUUUAAUGAGAUUCUUAAAGGAACACUAUAGUCACCUAAAUUAUUUCAGCUAAAUAAAGCAGUUUUAGUGUAUAGAUCAUUCCCCUGCAAUUUCACUGCUCAGUUCACUGUCAUUUAGAAGUUAAAUCACUUUGUUUCUGUUUUUGCAGCCCUAGCCACGCGUCCCCUGGAUAUGAUUGAAAGAGCCUGCAUGAAAAAAAAAACUGGUUUCACUUUCAAACAGAUCUUAUUUACCUUAAAUAAUUUUAUCUCAAUCUCUAAAUUGAACUUUAAUCACACACAAGAGGCUUUUGCAGGGUCUAGCAAGCUAUUAACAUAGCAGGGGAUAAGAAAAUCUUAAUUAAACAGAACUUGCAAUAAAGAAAGCCUAAAUAGGGCUCUCUUUACAGGAAGUGUUUAUGGAAGGCUGUGCAAGUCACAUGCAGGGAGGUGUGACUAGGGUUCAUAAACAAAGGGAUUUAACCCUUAAAUGGCAGAGGAUUGAGCAGUGAUACUGCAGGGGCAUGUUCUAUACACCAAAACUGCUUUAUUAAGCUAAAGUUGUUCAGGUGACUAUAGUGUCCCUUUAAAUAUCCAGGUGAAUGGAACUAUGAGAAAACGGUUACUCUGUUUUCUCUGAGAAUUAAAGGGAUCCUAUAGUGCCAGGAAAACAAACCUGUUUUCUUGGCACUAUAGGCGCCUGGAGUACCCCCUUCCCUCAGGGCCCUGCUUCUGCGGGGCUAAAGGGGUUAAAACCCCUUCAGCCACUUACCUGAACCCAGCGCUGAGUCAGACUCCACCCACGCUCCUUCCCCGCCGACGUAGGCCGGUGGGGUUGACCGAAUGCGCGUGGUUUGUUUUCAAUGCUUUCCUAUGGGGAAAAUCUGACGCUGGAGGUCUUGCGUCAGAUAACGGACCAAAAGUCAGUUUGGAUUCCGGAAGCUCUCUAGUGGCUGUCUGUUAGAUGGCCAUGGAGGGCAGCCUUAGAACUGCAAUGUAAACAUUGCAGUUCCAGAGAAACUGCAAUGUUUUACAUCGCAGCACUAAUCGAAAAAGGGUCACAGCACCCAGACCACUUCAAUUAGCUGAAGUGGUCUGGGUGCCUACAGUGUCCCUUUAACCAUAGUUUAGCAUGCAGUAUUUUGUAUAUUUAUCCUCUAUACAGUUAUAACAUUGCUUUUUGCAACACUUGUACUAUUAAGAUUUUUUACAUGUUCAGGGUUAUUCACUAAAGUGAGAAUUCAAAGUGAUUUCAAAGAGAAAUUUAGGACAAAGUAGCCGAACUGGAAGCAUAGCUGAAUUAGAUAAUUUUUCCAAUUAAGCUGUUUUGGCCUUAAUUAUCAGGGUUAUUCACUAAAGUGAGUAUUUAAAUUUAGAAUUUAUUUCAGUUGUGAGCAACACAACUACUGUUUUGCGGGUGUGCAUUUUACAUACAAAUAAAAUUUGUUGAAAACAAAAUCUGGCUUAAAUAAUGUUAAAAAAUGGUUAAUUUAAAAAUACUAUAUUUUGGGGCAUGUCCCAACCUUCAUGGUGAUUGGACAUGUGUGAGCAGAGCUCUUACAAAUUGAGUCCUAUCAUCCCAAUCCAGCAACAUCCACAGCUCCACACCACUCUAUUCCUGUCCUCUAACACAGUCACUAAGGAAGACCUUCCUGCAUACCUUACUGGUCUAUUCCAUUCCCUGCUGCCAGAUAUGCUUAAGGAGGAUUGGCACUUAGACAGGAUGCACAGGAUACCAAGACCUAAAGGUUUGCGAGACUGCACCUAGGGACACCAUAGUCUGAUUACACUGCUAUCAGAACAAGGAGGCUAUAAUGGGGGCCUCUAGAAAGUCUUCCCUGAGCUAUUUCAUGCAGUUACACCAUGGUAUACUCUCAAAACCAUCUUCCCGUUUUCUUGCUUUUCUGAGUCACUCUAUUCCUGUUAUGUCUGUCAAUGGGUAAAUAGUUUAUCAACUUUCUGACACAUUGUAAGAUUAUGGACAAAAAAUGUGAAUGCUUUCUUAUUCUCUAACUGCACAGACUUCUGUUUUGUAUAGUCUUAUUGAACUGGAAAUCCUUGAUUGUUUGUACUUCUUAUCUGAAUUUUGUGCCAUGCUUCAUAUUAUUAUUCAUUAUAUUUUGUAUUUCAAUAAAAAUUAUACAUAAUAAAUAAAAAUAUUCUUAUUUGUAAUUGUUUUUCCAACCCUGGAAUGAGCCAACAUUGGGGAUAUUGGGAGUUAAAUUUAUCCUGAAAAGUGUUUUUUAUGGUGCCACCUGUGCAUGUAAUGUCAUUUUUUUAAGCUGUGCGUGCGGUUAUGUGAAAAACUGUACAAUUAAUCAAAUAUAGAUUUGUCUAUGAUCCUGAGGAAAGAGUGGGGUCUCUUUUUUUUUUUUUUUACACAUUACAAUAUUAAAACCACAUAUACUUUUCAAGACCAGGAGUGCACAAUGUGGCCGAUCAACGUUUCAACCCUGCAGGUCUUUUUCACAUGAUCUUGAAAAAGAACCGCGGUCUCGAAACUUCGAUCGUCUACAUUGAUGUAAUUUUGUUGUGUUUUUUUACACAUUAAAACCACGUAUACCCUUCAAGACCAGGAGUGCACCCUUUUUCUUCGUUAUUUAUAUAUUUUUGUGGGUUUAAGCACCUUGGCUUCAUAUUUUUAAUUCAUAUGCUGGGAGUGUGCCAAGUCUAUUCUGACAUAUAUAUAAAGCGCUACGGAAUCUGAUGGCGCUAUAUAAAUAAUAAAAGUAACUCCAAGUCAAUCACACUUCUGUGAAAUCAAACUGUCCACUUAGGAAGCAACACUGAGUGACAAUCAAUUUCACAUGCUGUUGUGCAAAUGGGAUAGGCAACAGAUGGAAAUUAUAGGCAAUUAGCAAGAAACCCCCAAUAAAGGAGUGGUUCUGCAGGUGGUGACCACAGACCACUUCUCAUUUCCAAUGCUUCCUGGCUGAUGUUUUGGUCACUUUUGAAUGCUGGCAAUGCUUUCACUCUAGUGGUAGCAUGAAACGGAGUCUACAAACCACACAAGUGGCUCAGGUAGUGCAGCUCAUCCAGGAUGGCACAUCAAUGUGAGCUGUGGCAAGAAGGUUUGCUGUGUCUGUCAGCGUAGUGUCCAGAGCAUGGAGGUGCUACCAGGAGACGUGGAGGAGGCCGUAGGAGGGCAACAACCCAGCAGCAGAACUGCUACCUCCACCUUUGUGCAAGGAGGAACAGGAGGAGCACUGCCAGAGCCCUGCAAAAUGACCUCCAGCAGGCCACAAAUGUGCAUGUGUCUGCUCAAAUGGUCAGAAACAGACUCCAUGAGGGUGGUAUGAGGGCCCGACGUCCACAGGUGGGGGUUGUGCUUACAGCCCAACACCGUGCAGGACAUUUGGCAUUUGCCAGAGAACACCAAGAUUGGCAAAUUCGCCACUGGCACCCUGUGCUCUUCACAGAUGAAAGCAGGUUCACACUGAGCACAUGUGACAGACGUGACAGAGUCUGGAAACGCCGUGGAGAAUGUUCCGCUGCCUGCAACAUCCUCCAGCAUGACUGGUUUGGCAGUGGGUCAGUAAUGGUGUGGGGUGGCAUUUCUUUGUGGGGCUGCAGAGAUGAGAUCCUCAGACCCCUUGUGAGACCAUAUGCUGGUGCGGUUGGCCCUGGGUUCCUCCUAAUGCAAGACAAUGCUAGACCUCAUGUGGCUGGAGUGUGUCAGCAGUUACUGCAAGACAAAGGCAUUGAUGCUAUGGACUGGCCCGCCCGUUCCCUUGACCUGAAUCCAAUUGAGCACAUCUGGGACAUCAUGUCUCGCUCGAUCCAGCAACCACAGACUGUCCAGGCAGUUGGCAGUUGCUUUAGUCCACGUCUGGGAGGAGAUCCCUCAAGAGACCGUCCGCCACCUCAUCAGGAGCAUGCACAGGAGUUGUAGGGAGGUCAUACAGACACAUAGAGGCCACACACACUACGGAGCCUCAUUUUGACUUGUUUUAAGAACAUUACAUCAAAGUUGGAUCAGCCUGUAGUGUGUUUUUCCACUUUAAUUUUGAGUGUGACUCCAAAUCCAGACUUCUAUGGGUUGAAAAAUUUGAUUUCCAUUUUUUAAUUUUUGUAAAUUUUGUAGUCAGCACAUUCAACUAUGUAAAGAACAAAGUAUUUCAGAAGAAUAAUUCAUUCAGAUCUAGGAUGUGUUAUUUUUGUGGUCCCUUUAUUUUUUUGAGCAUUGUAUAUAUAAUGUUUCAAUGGAAUAUAUGGUAUAGCAACAACAGAUGAUACAUCAGAAAAAUGUAUGACCCAUCACCAACCUGACAUCUGUCUAGCUCUUAUAACAAGCAUGUAGGAGGCAUGGCAAAACUUUGAGCCGAAUGGUAGCAUACUAGCGGAGCUCUGCCUCCAUGGGCACUAAAAAUUGACUAAAACUAAAAGAUACUGAAGAAACAAGCCACAAUAUGUCUCAGCAUCGCUGCAAAACUAAUGUGGAGUCUAAAGACAAAGCAGCCUUCUUUACCGCCCGCACUCCGCAAACCAAGCAAACGGACCUACAGGCAAAGAUGGCACCGACUCCAACACAGAUGGGGACCAAACUGGAGGAUCAGCCCGGCAAGCCGAAGGCCCACUUACCAAGUACCUACUCCAGACAAGACUGGAUGAAGUAGUGCACAAGAUGCAAAACACCGUUACAACAGCCUUGGCUGAGCCUGAAUGAGACAUUACUGAUCUGGGUACACGUACCUCACAAAUGGAGGAGAAAAUGGAGGACUUCGCUUCAGAGCACAACACUAUGGCAGAUAACUUCGAAAGGCUGGAUGACCUCCUAUGAAUCCAAACUUAUGGAUAUGGAGGACAUUACUGCCACAAUAAGGUACAGCUAUUAAGAGCCAAUCAGAACAGAAAGGAAAUCCCUGAGAAAUUCAAGGACUUACAACUGUUCAUAGACUUGUCGGUGGAAACUUUGUGACGCAGGCGCUCCUACAGAGAAAUCACAGAAACGCUGCACGAAGACAACACCCCCAACUGCUGGGGGAUCCCUGCAAAGCUGUAAGCUGGGGAUGAUGCAAUCCUGACCAUGGUAAAAGCCAUUGCAUAUAGUAGUGAUACUGUUCGUAAAGUCACGUGUCCGUCGUGGGAGGUUUUCCUGGUAUGGGCAAAGUGUAGCUGUGUGGCGCUAGCAUCUCUGCCUGAAUGUCACCGGGGUUUAUAUUCAAUAAAGUAGUGAGAUUAAUACUUCUGAAAAUAUAGAGUAAUAUAAAAUGGUGAAACCGUCAGAGCCUGGUGCCUUAUGUUUGCGUAAACUAUGUAUGGCUAUUUUUGUAGAAUGUGUCAGCGCUUAAAAAACAAAAUCUAUCCUUAAUAGUUAUAAAAGGAAAAGUUAAUGAUAUAAAACCAAAUAUUCUUGUGGGUGUAAUAUUAAUACACCUGCACGAUAGUGAAUAUGUUUUGAUAAAAUAGAUUCAAUGGGUACCUGAUGUCAUUGUCAGGAAUAAGGUGGUGUUGAUAAUCCACAGCUUAAUAUUGCAGAUUUGGUGUAGCAAAAAUUACUAUAACUGGGAUAUAAUCAAACACAGUUUAUUUGCAAAUAGAAAAAGUCUUAUUCGUGGAAAUAAAAAUAUAACAAGACAAAGUAAUACAAAAAUAUAUCCAAAAGUAGUAUAAAAUCGUAGCCACUAAUAAGUCCAGCACAGACAGUUGAGCAGUUGUUCCAUUGAAGCAGCUAUAGUAGUGGAAAGUUCUCUCUUUAAGCCGCCCAAGGAAUAAUACAACUGGAGGGACAUAGGAAUCUCAGACCGCUGGACAAUACUGAAGAUGCAGGAUAAAUAAGUGAAGAGAUGGAUCCUCAGCUCAUCAACUUGUUUCACUCGUGCUUGGCGGGCUUUUUCAAGAUAGUGAAGGAUCCAUGUGUCAUAGCAUAUAUACCCUAUAGGAUCGUGAUGCCUGUUAAGACUUCUUAAGGGUACAUACAAUUUUCUGUGGCAGAACUUUUCAUUAGAGUUCAGCAAACCCGGCACCUACUGUCCUCCCCACCCCUGAGCAGUGGGUGGGGGCCCUAAAUAAGAUUGGGGGGGACACCAACUGUCCUCCCCCUCCGGCCCCACCCCUGCGUGGUGGGUGGGGGCCCUAAAUAAGAUUAAGGGGGGGGACCUACUGUCCUCCACCCCUGCACGGUGGGUGGGGGCCCUAAAUAAGAUUGAGGGGGGGCCUACUGUCCUCGCCCCCACCCCUGCGUGGCAGAUGGGGGCCCUACUUAACAAUGAGGAGGGGGGACCUACUGUCCUCCUCUGGCCCCCAAACUGCAGUAAAGCAUAUUCUGUGAAUGCAGAUGAUAUAAUCCCUUUAGGACGGCAGGCGUACUAUGCGGUCCUUGAAGGGGUGGACCUAAAUGCCAGAGUAAAAUAUUUUAUAAAUAAAUAUAUAUAAUUUGUAUAUAUCUACUUAUAACAAAAAAAGUAGGUAGCCAGCACUAAAGGUCUUGUGAAGAAAAAUUAAUUUAAUCAGUUCAUCUCAUAGAACUUUUAAUCAGGACAUAAUAUCAAAAGAAAUAACAAAGCCACUAUAUAUGAAGAAACAAACUUACCAAACCCCAAUCACCUAUGUGUGAGCAUCUAACCUUCCUCCAUGCAUCUACAUGCCCUGUAGAACCUCCCCCCAUGACAUCAUAGCAUGCCGUGCCUACGGAACUGUUACCCUGGUGAUGUGAGUAAACAUGAAACGUUAACCGAUUGUGGAAUCUUUGUAUUAUUAAAUUCAUUUUUCAUCAGAAGACCUUGAGUGCCGGCUACCUACUUUUUGGUAUAUAUCGUGCAGCCGAGCACCGGGCAGAAAGACUGGGAAGCUGGAGUGCAAAACCUACAAACUGUGUGUGUAUGUAUCUAAUAUAUGUAUGGCAAAAGGAACCUCACUCCAGGGACUUUGUUCAAACUUAAAGUAAAACUUCACUUUUAUUUAAUCCAUUAAAAAUGUUGAUGUUUCAGCUCCCACACAGAGCUUUCAUCAGGACAGACAAUAAAAUAAAAGUGUACAAAUACCUGAAUAUAUACCCCUCGACCAUGUAGUAAUUAAACGUGGGAGAAAUCUAAGAGGUCUUCUAGUUAAAACCGAUCCAGCAAACUGUUACACCAAAAACAAGCCACAUAGAAUAUGGGUUGUUAUCGUUGCCUAGGCUGUGUUACAUACAGCCACAUGAUACCGUGAAAUUUUUUUAUGCACCCUGCUGCUUUGCUGCGUCAGGACCUGGACGGAUUGCUAUCAUCGAAGGAAAAAUGAAUUCCCAAGUUUAUCAAGACAUUUUGCAGGAGAACUUAAGGCCAUCUGUCUACCAGCUGAAGCUCAACAGAAGAUGGGUGUUGCAACAGGACAAUGAUCCAAAGCAUAGAAGUAAAUCAACAACAGAAUGGCUUAAACAGAAGAAAAUACGCCUUCUGAAGUGGCCCAGUCAGAGUCCUGAUCUCAACCCGAUUGAAAUGCUGUGGCAUGACCUCAAGAAAGCGAUUCACACCAGACAUCCCGAGAAUAUUCCUGAACUGAAACAGUUUUGUAAAGAGGAAUGGUCAAGAAUUACUCCUGACCGUUGUGCACGUCUGAUCUGCAACUACAAGAAACAUUUGGUUGAAGUUAUUGCUGCCAAAGGAGGUUCAACCAGUUAUUAAAUCCAUGUGUUCACAUACUUUUUCCACCUGCACUGUGAAUGUUUACAUGGAGUGUUCAAUAAAAACAUGUCAACAUUUCAUUCUUUGUGUGUUAUUAGUUUAAGCAGACUGUGAUUGUCUAUUGUUGUGACUUAGAUGAUGAUCAGAUCACAUUUUAUGACCAAUUUGUGCAGAAAUCCAUAUCAUUCCAAAGGGUUCACAUACCUUUUCUUGCAACUGUAUCUAUCAUUUUGUAUGUCUUUUAUUAUUACCCAUCUUGAGCCAUGAGACAUAUUUAUGGAGUAUGAGUAGCGCUUGGAGAUUAGCGAAAGUGAGUGCUGGGGAGAUAUUAAGUUACUAUGCUCAGGGAUAUCGGAGUGGGCUGACAGCCUAAGCUCUCCUUUACUUAAAAGAAUAUAAUCGCUAUUUUUGAAAAUGGAUAUCUGUGAGGCUAAAAUUGUAUUACAUUUAAAGGGACUCUCCAGUGCCAGGAAAACAAUUCAUUUUCCUGGCACUGCAGGUACCCUCUCCCUCCCAUCUCCCAAUCCACGGUUGCUUAAGGGGUGAAAACCUCUUCAGUGACUUACCAGAGGCAGCGACAUAUCCCACGUCGCUGCUUCUUCUUCCACCGCCACUCCUCCUCUUCAUUAUGUCAGCCGGUGGGCGAGGCUGAUCCCGCCGGCAAGGGAGACCUAAUGCGCAUGCGUGGCAAUGCCGCACAUGUGCAUUAAAGCUCUCCAUAGGAAAGAAUUGAAAAUGCUCUUCAGUGCUUUCGUAUGGGGAAUUGAGCGACGCUGGAGUUCCUCACACAGCGUGAUGACGGCCAGCGACGCUCUUGCACAGGUUUUCUCUGCUAUAAUCCAGGAAGUGCCCUCUAGUGGCUGUCUACCCCCCACUGAAUUCCAUGCUACCACACUUCAAGCCUAACUACUCUUCCUGCCUUUACAAAUGGACUGUACCAAAUACCAGGGCAUCACUAGUGGCCAUUUCACAACUCCAACAUUAUGGUAUGCUUAUCCUUAUGUUCGUUCCAUACAUCUGUACCCCUCAUAGAGCCCUAUUUCUCCACCCAGCAGCUCAGGACUACUGACAUUGAGUAUUCUGCCUUCUGCUACGUUACCUCUACACACGGCUCUCACUCCAUUUAGCAUAUCCAAUCCUCUUCGUUCUGUCACUAUUUUAACUGUUAACUUGCUAGUUCUGGUAUAUCGUUUCAUCUAGUAUGCUAUGGGAUUCGAUUAUGUGGUGGUUGUCUAUUUUUCAGGGUGUCCUUUCUCAUACAUACUUCAGGUCCUUCUAGUGGAACGAUGUGCAGUGGGAACUCAGGCCUACAUUCAGUGCAUUAGGUAUACAGCAUUCGAGGUAACCUGUUCAUUUUCAGUUACAAUGUUAUGUUUUGAUAUGCCUUUCUGUCACAAUGCCUAUUUGCUCCAAACUUGUGGCUGUUUAUUGUCAACUCGAUACAUCGUGAUUGUACCCUCGCCUUGACAUAUACUCAACAUGUUGAUCAAUUAUUCCAGCAACCUACUUUUAUGGCCUCUUACAUAUCGAAACACACUAGGAGCAUACCAGUAUGUCAUGUCUCACCAGGUAUACUUCAUACUGACCACUGCAUGUAUAGUCACCUGGUUCACUUAUUAUACAGUUCAAUUUCCUUUGGUUAGUUGGUAUCAGAUAUCAAGAGUGUUAUUUGUUUUGGGCUCAUUGCAUUUACUUUACCUACCUUACCAGCAAUCUUGCCGUUGCAUUUUCACAGUGUUGUCAUAGUUCUGGAUUAUGAAAUCCCUAGUGGGAUUUAGGUUUUGGACCUCUGUACACAUUUUCUUUUGCCUAUACCUUUUUAUUCACUUAUGCUUACCAUCAACUUGGCCAGGGUAUGUCUAAUCAUACCACCGUUUUUUUGUUUUUUUUCCUUUCGCUUUUACGUUUUUCAAGUCACCAUGCAAUCGACUCGCUAUAUGAUACUACCUCCCUUCUUACAACAACCACUCGCUCUACACAACUUAUGUUUAGCUUGCAAAAACAAUAUCAAAACACAAAAAAUAAAAUAAUUUGUGUUUACACAAAAUAAUAUAUAGAACUUAACUUAAUGACAGUUUCCCUCGGCAACCUUCCCACACGGAUGCCCAAUCAAACAGGAAUGUACAAACAAAUAGGGUGAUACAGCUGUUGUGACCUAAAAAACAAUUAACAACACAUAGUGUAAUAAAGUAUUAGGCAUGUAUAAAAACACUACUGGAAGCACUCCCAGAAUGUAAAAGUUCAAAGCGCCUUAAAGAUGCCACCCCUAAUCCUUUAUGCGGGUUCAAUCGAAAUCCACCUCACUUCUUGGGAACACAGGAACCAGAAGGAAGCAGGAAUCAAAAUAUAAAAAGCAUAGAACUUCCUCAGGGUCCUCUUCAGUUAUAAAACAAAUUACUUGUGCAGUACAAAUAUGCAGUAUGAAAAACCCACUUAAAUCCCACCCUCCCACUGACCCAAUAUAUAGGGCUCCUCUCCUCCGUCAUUGGUGGUAUGGUGGGUGUGUUCCUGAUUAGUUCCGUAAUUGGAAUUACCAUCAUGUUCCUCAAUUGCUUGAUGCCGCUCGUACCGCUCAGCUGUUCGAUCUCCCCAUUCCCGGAUGUGAUGUUUGCGUUACACGGAACACUUCCGUGUGUUCCAAAGACGUCACUUCCCCUGUAUGUAUAAUGAAUAGUUGCUCAUGUGUCGUGAUGAAAUUUCCUCACUUAGUCUCAUAACGGUAUGUUAAGAGUCCUCAUUAAUAGAGAAAUCAAAUGAUGUCAGUGGGGAAAGGAACACUACAAGGAGAGAGAUUUGUUAGAACCUAUCAUUGGUAUGAAUCAUAUACAUGUUGGUGGAAAUAAUAAAAAAUAAUAAAACUGUACAACAGCUUAAUCCUUAUUCUUAAAAAAAUCUGAAUUUAUCUGAGUGCUUUGGAAAUUUUGAAAUACAUAUUCACAAAGUGUGUCAAAAACACCAUAGAUUGUUUAUAUUAAAUGUAUUAAAUAAUAAUCCCACAUAUCUAAAAUAAACAAUAUAACCAUUACUAAUAAAACAUAUUUUAAAUGAAACAAAUCAAAUCUAUAUCCUUAUUUAACCCCUUUGGCUCCAGUGUCUGUAGCCUAUGUAUCCAAUAAGUUUCCCUUUGGGAUAGCUUUUUUUACUAUAUCUCCUCCUCUCCAACGGUCUGGCUGUUAGGGUUUCCUAAGGGGCCAUAGUUAGUUUUCGGCUUCUUGUGCCAUUAUUUAGCAGUCUUCCAAGGCCAACACCCAUCCUCAACUACGGAGGUAUUCGCCCCUCAGGCCAAACCAUAGUUACUGCCUCGCGUGUCUGCCUUUUUGGCAAAAGCAGUUAGGGCCUCACCUGUCACUGCCAACUUAUUUUGAAUCUCUUUAAACCUCACCGAGAAGCCAACACCCCACCACAAUGCUCGGUGGCAAACGUACCCAAUGGGCCAAAUCAUAGGUAGAGCCUCUCAUCACCACUUGGCAGCUAGUAAGGUUCCCAAGUCACCACUUUAGCUUAAUUGUUUCGCCACUUGGCAUAACAUAGGUCAGCCAGUGUCUUGGUGUUAUACAGUAUCUCCCACUAACAAUAUUUUUCUUUCAGGUAUGGUUAUAAAUGCUGAUAUAUUGUAAAAUUUACCUGCCAGGUGUAUGUCUAAUUGUGCCACAUUUUAUUGUUUCGCAUUUACGUUUUUCAAGUCACCACAUAAGUGACUCACUUUACGAUACUACCUCCCUUCUUACUACAUCCACUCGCUCUACAGAACUUAUCUUUAGCUUGGCCUGGCUGUGAGGGUACCCUAAGUGGCCAUAGGUAGUUUUUGGCUUCUUGUGCUAUUAGUUAGCUGUCCCGCAAGGCCAAAUCCCAUCCUCAACUACGGAGUUAUUCGCCCCUUGGGCCAAAUCAUAGUUAUUGCCUCACAUUUUUGCUCUUUUGGCAAAAGCAGUUAGGGUCUCAUCUGUCACGGCCAACUUAUUUUGAAUCUCUUUAAUCCUCACAGAGAGGCCAACACCCCGCCGCAACGCUCAGUGGCAAACGUACCCAACGUGCCAAAUCAUCGCCACUUGGUAACUAGUUAGGUCCCAAAGUCACCAAUUUAGCUUAAUUGUUUCGCCGCUUGGCAUAACAUGGGUCAGACAGUAUCUUGGUUAUAAAUGCUGAUAAAAAUGUAAAGUAUUGAUUGCGUAAUGUUGACGCGUAUUAAAGUGUUAAACUAUUAACUUUUUACCCUCUUUUUACAGGCCUACCUGAAGAGACACAAAGAAAAAAAUGUAUAUAUAAAAAACAGAUGUUAAAUACAUAAUAGUAAAUAAAAUUAGCGAAAUUUAUUUAAACAGUUGGUUUAAAAAAAAAAAAAUAUCACAUUUAUAAUAUGUUAUAUGUCCUUUAUAUAAAUAUUAUCUGUAUCAAAAAGGGAACCAAUUUUUCAGUGUGUUUAGUUUGAGAGUGUGUGUUCACCAUGAAAGCUUUGGUCUACUGACUUAUCUGACCAACUGCUGCUCAUCCUAACUCGCCUGCUGCGGCAGUUUCACACAGAGCAAUCACAGCAGCAGGUACAAGCUACUGUUGUUAAUGGUAACAGCUUGUGACUGGUAUUUUGUUUGUUGGUUUCCAUGGUGAUUCUUCCUUAUUUUCUCUUUGGCCCAGAAUAGCACCUAUUUUGUCUCUAUAAAUAUUCUAUUUUUAUUAAAUAACGUCUUAAAAUUGUGGCAUCAGUUUGGCUCUAGUUGAACUGGCUUGUAAAUCUUUGUUCUACUAUCUUUUACUAAUAUAUGUCUUUUUAAAAAAAAAAAAACUAAUUUCUAUAUUUUCUUUAUUUCUGACAGAAUAAAAAUGAGAAAGCAUUUAAUGAAGGUGGAAGGCCUAAUUCUUCUGUCCGUGGGAGUUCUGGGCAUUUUCUUCAUCUUGCUAGGAUAUGAAAAUGGGCCACAGUUGGAAAAGAAACAUCUGAAAAUCAUUGACUUUCCCACCUACUCCAUUCCUAACCUCCCUCAUCUGUCCUCGAUACAGGGAAUUUCUAAGUGCCAGGUAAACACUUCAGUGGAGAGUAUGAUUGGUUUUUCCAGUUUACCUGAACAUAUUAAAGACUUUUUGAGAUAUAGGCACUGUAAGGCCUUCCCCCAGAUUCUUAACUCCCCUAUGAAAUGUGGAGGUCCAGCAGAAUCACACAAGGUCUUCCUACUACUGGCUGUGAAAUCUUCCCCUGGGAACUAUGAGAGAAGAGCCAUCCUUCGUCAAACAUGGGGGAUAGAGCAGACCUAUUCUGGUGCCCAUGUGAAAAUAAUAUUUCUUUCUGGCACUGCAAGUAAUAAUAAGGCGGACAAGAGAAUGAAAAAGUUGUUAGAAAUCGAAAGUCAGACAUACAGGGAUAUUUUGCAAUGGGACUUCAAGGAUACCUUCUUCAAUCUGACCUUAAAGCAGUUUUUGUUUCACCAUUGGCUAGAGGAGAACUGUCCAGGAGCUCAAUUUAUUUUCAAUGGGGAUGAUGAUGUAUUUGUUAAUACUUUCAAUGCAAUCACCUAUUUACGUGGAUUCGGACAGAAUGGACCAGACAGUCACCUCUUUGUUGGGCAGCUGAUAGCCAACGUUGGUCCCAUACGGGAGUCUAAUAGCAAAUAUUAUGUCCCUGAGCAAGUUACCACCUCUAAUUCUUAUCCAAUGUACUGUGGAGGUGGAGGGAUUCUGAUGUCCAGAUUUACAGCUCGUGCCAUAUAUAACCAGUCUAUCCACAUAGAACUUUUUCCUAUUGAUGAUGUGUAUCUGGGUAUAUGCUUAAAAAGGGCUGGUUUGGUACCAGCCUCUCACAUGGGUAUGAGAACUGUAGGUGUGCGCGUGCCAUCAGACAAAUUAGAUGCAUUUGACCCUUGCUAUUAUAGGGAACUUUUAAUGGUACAUCGAUUUGUACCAUAUGAAAUGCUGAUUAUGUGGAAAGCUAUACAAGACCCUCAUCUCAACUGUGGCCAGAGACGUGGAAUAUAUAUGGUUAAGUGAAAAAUUUCUGGGAAAAGAUAGUUCAAACUCCUCUUGUAAAUUUAUAAGCGUUCCCAAAACAGUAUAAACUUAUAACUUUUGAAACAUUCCCAAAACGGUUUCUUUGUAAAAUGUAAUCAAAAUAUAGCUGCAUUGUUUUUCUACAUUAUAAAUUAAAUGGUUUUUUUUUAUUUUAUUUUUUUUAUUAACAUUGUUUUCAGUACUAAUAGCAUUUAACCAAAAUGUUUUCUUAUGGCUGGUAUUUCGAUUUACAAUUACAAAUUGUCACAUAACUAUGAAAGGGACAGACCUUAACCCAAGGAAAACUAUUCCUACCAACCGCAGUACCAGAACUCAUAAUACAGACAGGUAUGAAUGUGAGUGGCGCAGGUCCAUCCAAAAAGUAACUCCUUAACCUAGCUUGCGUGCAAACCAGGUUGACAGCCGCUCUAGUCAGCCAGCUUUUCACUUGUUAAAUUAUUCUCAGGAAGUAACAGGUUUUAAUGUUUUUUUGUUUUCUGGUUAAAAAAAAUGGUUUUUGAAGGAACACUAUAGUGUUUGGAAUUCAUAUAUGUAUUCUUUACUCUAUAUUGCCUUACUUACCUUUUUUCAUUUUUCACGCUGCGGCAUCUCUAUGGGGAGGGUUCAGCAUCUCCAUGCAUAGCAGGGCUGAAAUAUGCAAGGGCCUCUAGUGGCCGCCUGAGUGAGCUGUUUUUACGCAACAAUGCAAACACUGCCUUUACUCUGAAAAGGCAGAGUUUACACUGCAGGGACAGGCUCUAGACACCAGAACCACUACAUUGAAAGGAAUAUAUAGUGUUAUGAUUACAAAUCUGUAUUCUUAACAUUGUAGUGCCCCUGUGCCACCCAAUGGCCAAUAAAGAGUUAAAGAACCAUUAUUUACUUACCCGAUUCCAGUGCCGAUCUCCCCCAGCUCUUGGUUGGUGCUCUGCCUUCUCCUAAAUCAUCCAAAAGGGAUUUCACUGAUGCUGGAAGUCUUAAUGCAAAGAGGACGUUCAGCAUCAUUUAGGUGACCUAAAAUCCAGUAAACUAUCAGAAGCACCUCUAGUGGCUGUUUAACAUUGCAGGACUAAGUGAGACCUGGACACUGCACCCAGACCACUUUAAUGAGCUGAAGCGAUCUGCCUAUAGUGUCCCUUUAAACUGUAGUGGUUCUGGUGACUAUAGUGUUUCUUUAGCAUCCAAAGGUGCUAGUUGCUGGCCUCUCAAUCAACAUACAUAUUACCCUCUGGAAAAGGCAGUUUCCCUAUUAAUUCAGUGUUAAAAGCUGGUUUGUGGAGAAAUAUGAAAUGACUUUUCCCUGAAAAGUUAUUUUAGCCCCUUUUUGUGGUGGGUUACAUGGGCAUUUGUGCUGCCAAAAAUUAAAUUAAAAAAAGCAAUAAAUCAUUAAUGGAAUUUAAUGUAUGUGCGCACAAACAUAUGUUGCAGCAGUUAUAACAGUGUAUUUUUUUUUAAUCUGUUGUGUAUACACUUAAAAUUGUGUAGUAAAAAUAUCGAAUCAUAAGUGUCUCCACAAAUUUUUCAUGAUUACUUUAAAUUAUUGUGUGUCUGUUUUUUAUGUGGGUGAAACCUGGUCAGUUAUUAUACAAUUAUUAUUUUUGAAGUGGCUGAUUUGGGAGAAGAUAAUGGGAUUAGUAACUUAUUUUGUUUAUUUAUAUAUAUAUAUUAUUUUUACUUCCUAAAGUCAGUCUUCCCUGUUGUGCUUGAAAUAAUUUUAUGAAAAAAAAAAAAAGCAUUGUAUUGCCCACUUUAGGAGGUGGGGAAUCAGGGGAAAUGCCUAUAAAUCUCUAUAACUGAUGUUUCACCAUUUGCAUCAGAGAACUAAUAAAG
Pelobates cultripes (western spadefoot toad) is the source of this 63293-nucleotide messenger RNA. NCBI's taxonomy places the organism in Eukaryota, Metazoa, Chordata, Amphibia, Anura, Pelobatidae. The record is from the annotation of a GenBank genome assembly.